GGGGCGCACGGCGGCGGCGGCGGAUCAGUCCCAGGAAGAGCCCCGACGGCGACGGCGGCGGCCGGAGCCCCCCCGGGAGAAGCACCAGCAGCGCCUCUUCAGCCCCAGGUCGGUCCGCGGAGGGCGAGGGGACGGGGGCAAACUUUGGCAAACUUGGCCAAACUUUGGCAAACUUUUCCCUCUAAGCGCCCAGCCGGCGUCGAAAAGCCUCCUGGAGGUGGGGGCGGCCAAGGGUUUGGGGGGCACCGGUCCUUCAAACCCCCCCCCCAAAAAAACCUUUCCCAAACUUUGCCAGGCGGGGACUGGGCGGAGGAAUGAGGGUCCCCCUACCCAAAUCCGUCCAACGCGCCUCCUACCUCUGCGUGGGAAACGGCUGCUCUGCGUUUCUGAUGCCGCUUUUGGGGGGGGGCUUGCCAAGAUGCCCCCAUUUUAUUGGGGAGGGUCUGCCUGCUUUUCCGUCUAAGCUUUUCCUCUCCUCCCUGACUCUCUCUCUCUGGGAAUCGGAUCCGCCUGUCUCCAGGGCACCGCGGCGGCUGGAGGUGGGGGGGUCGGCCGGCAGGCGGAUCCGAUUCACGCCCGGGCUUGCUCUCGCCCUGCGCUGCAGACAUUUUGGGUGCGCUUAUUCACCGCGGCAGAGCCAGGCAGGGAGGGAGGCAAGCAGCCUCAACCAACCCCCCCCCUUCCACCAAAGGCUGGAGGGGAGCGGGGAGGGAGGGGCCGCCCUGGAAUUUGACUUGGAAGAGAGAACGCACCCCCCCACGCGCAAAAAAAGAGAUGUAUUUAUUAUGUUUUGUUUUGCGUAAAAGAUGUUUGCCAAAAGAGAGCCCAGCCUCCCAUGUUUCUUUCCCCUUCUGAGUUUGCAAAUUUCAUCCUCUCCUAUUUUUGGCGGCUGGUACAUUGGGGUGGGGGGGGGAUGGGAAAAGGAGGUGGAGAGCUGCUUGGCAUGCAGAAGGGUGUUCCGGGUACAGGGACGCGGGUGGCGCUGUGGGUUAAACCACAGAGCCUAGGACUUGCCGAUCAGAAGGUUGGUGGUUCGAAUCCCCGCGACGGCGUGAGCUCCUGUUGCUCGGUCCCUGCUCCUGCCAACCUAGCAGUUCGAAAGCACGUCAAAGUGCAAGUAGAUAAAUAGGUACCGCUCCGGCGGGAAGGUAAACGGUGUUUCCAUGUGCUGCAACUCUCUGUGUUAAGGGUCUGCCCCCAAAACCUCAGUCGGCCCUCUCCCCAUCUCCUGGCCUGAUUUCUUACAUACAACCAGCCCAGGGUUGUCGCUGCCUGCCAUGGGGCACAGACAUCACCCCCAAAAGGGCCUGCCAGCCUCUUGCACUGGGCACCAGCCGCCACUGCUCUCCCGAUGGGGCCUUGGCGAGGGUGGCUGCCCUUAAGUGCCCUGCGAGUGGCACAACUCUGUGCGUGUGUCAUAGGGUCACAAAACAGGCCCCAAAGCUCUCUUGAAUAUUGUGUUGUCGUCAAAGAAGCUUCGGCGAGUGAUACUUGGAAUAAGCAGGGUUAGAAGGGACGCCCAGGGUCAUCCAGCCCAACCCGCUGCGAUGCAGGAAUCCCAACGGCAAAUGACACACACCGGCAGCUAAAAAUAUUUCACGUUUUCUUUGCUGCGUGAGAAGGUGCGGCUGCGGUUUCACCGGAGGCUUGGUGUGGGCAGCUGCCCAGGCAGAGGGUGUGGCGGGCGGCAUGUUCUCCUGGCCCUGGCCCCAGCUGCCUCCGGUGGCCCCGUGCCACGUGAGGACAGCUUCCAGUGGCGAAGGCAUUGUGUGAUAAUUGGGAUAAUCCGUACGUGUAAAGGAUGGGCACGCCCGAAUCUGCCUUGGGUUAUCCUGAUCCAAGGAUAAUGGCGCUUUACCCAUCGCACCCUAUCUCACGCACCCUAAAAAGGGCGGGGGGUUGACCACCUGUAAGCAGCACAAGGGGUUCCUCAGAGGAAAAGGGAGGCAGGAACAGAGCGGAGGAAAUAUGCAUUUAUUUCUGAUAUGUGUGAUUCAGCGUGUGAUUCAGUGAUCCAUCCUCAUCCAUCAGGAGGAUGGAGCAACGAAAACAAUCAGAGAGACGGAAAGACUAGGAAAAAAGGGGUUGUAGCGUUUUGGACUCUUUAGUUUAGAGAAAAGGCAAGUGAUACCUUUUAACCUUUAAAGCCCUAUACAGCCUAGGACCCUCGUGCCUACGGGACCGCCUCUCCUGGUAUGUCUUACGGAGGACCUUACGGUCUGCAAACAAAAACAUCUUGGAGGUCCUGGGCCACAGGGAGGUUAGGCUGGCCUCGACCAGAGUCAGUGGCCCCGAUCUGGUGGAACGCUCUGUCACAAGAGACUAGGGCCCUGCGGGACUUGACAUCUUUCCGCAGGGCCUGCAAGACAGAGCUGUUCCACCAGGUCUUUAGCCAAAAAACAGUCUGACCCCCUCCUUUGGUGUUCCUCGUAGAACUCUGGCCCAAUGGUUGCCAUUUGGUUUUGAAUUGAUUUUAGAAUAUUGAUUAUAGAAUGCUGUGUUACUUUUAUUGCUGUUAGCCGCUCUGAGCCCGGCUUCGGCUGGGGAGGGCGGGAUAUAAAUAAAAUUUUAUUAUUAUUAUUAUUAUUAUACAAUAGAAGCUUAUUAUAAAAUAAUUCGUGGCCUGGGGAAAGUGGGCAGAGAGGAUUCCCCCCCCCCACAUAACACUAGAACCCGUGUUCAUCCAAUGAAGCGGAACUUUGGAAGAUUCAGGACAGAGGAAAGAUAAUGACUUUGUCACGUGGUUAAACUUUGGAACUCUCUGCCACAAGAGGCAGUGAUGACCUGGAUGGCUUUAAAAGAGGACUAGGCAGAUUUGUGGAGGAGGAGAGGGCUCCUGUGCUCAGGCCUGCUUAAGGGUUUCCUUUGUGGCAUCUGGGGGAACAGGAUGCUGGACUCGAUGGGCCUGAUCCUGCAGGCUGUUCUGUUGUUGUUAUGAUAGCCUUGGCUGGCCCAGGCUGCUGAAGGCUGAGCUCAAAAGAGCUGAGGCUUUUAGACAGAUAAGCUAAUGCAUUCCUGGCCCUGCGAGUUCCAAAAAAAGGAAUCUCCUUCCCUCCCGUCGCUGUUGAAACUGGUUCCUCCUCUGCCGAUAACCUCAAUGUCACCCUUCCCUUCUCCUGAUCACGUGGCCUCACGCUCAGACUGCAAGGCCAGGAUCUGCGGGAUAGCUCAGUUGGUAGAGCACAAGACUCUUAACUUCAGGGUCGUGGGUUCGAGCCAGACGUGGGGCAAAAAAGAUUCCUGCAUUGCAGGGGGUUGGACUAGAUGACCCUCAUGGUCCCUUCCUACUCUUCCAUUCCGGGGUUUCUAUGAUGCAUGGCUAGCUAAGAACGUCAGGGGACUCCUAAUGGACCAGGGUCCACCCAGUCCUGAGUCCAUUUCUUGCAGUGCCGCACAGAAAUUCAGUUUUGUGGUAGUAGAAAAGAAAGCUAAGUCUGCAGCUCGAUAUGCAGAAACUGAGUAGAUGAGGCACAGGGUUAAGUGCCAGCCCCCUUGGUGGUGGGUCUACGGGUGAGAGUCAGCCUGCAUGGCCUCCUGGCCUGCUCACCAUUCAGACUUACUUACAGCCUGCAGGGCUCCUGGUUUUAAUGCCAGCUUUCCUGAAGGACUAAGGACUCAGUUGCAAAGAAGGCAUCUUCCUACCUUGGCUUUAAGAUCUGCUUCGAAAGCCUUGCUUGUUAUUCCACCACCAAGUAAGGCACGAAUAUCCAUCACUCAUGACAAGGGCCUUCUUGGUGGUGGCUCCGUGGUUGCUGGAAAAGCCAAGUAGCAAAGACUCUGCUUGGUUUUUGGCCCUGGUGAAAACUUGCCUCUUCCUCCAGGCUUUUAACGAUGCAGAGCCCUGAGGUUUUAGGCUACUAAUUGGCCGGGGUGAGAAGGAGCGGUUAAUAUUGUUUCGACAGUUUUAAUGCUUCAGGUCAGAUCUGCGGACGAAGGGCGGUAUGCAAAUUUUAAUAAUAAUAAUCAGGGCUUUUUUCAGCCGGAACUCACUGGAACUUGGCAACUCUCAGGUGGGCGCCAUUGCCAUUCUAAGAAAAAUAUUUCUAGAAAAAAUUCUAAUAAUGAUGAAGAAGAAUAAUCUAAUAAUGAUGAUGAUGAUGAUGAAGAUAGAUCAGGCCUGUGUUAUGGGCAAAUGUGGCCCACAGGGUUCUUCCCAGGCCACCGAUCCUAAUUUUCACCCUCCUUGAGUAUUCUUCCCUGGUUGGGAAGUGUCCUUCAGCUCUGAAUCUACCGUAUUUUUUGCUCUAUAAGACUCACUUUUUCCCUCCUAAAAAGUAAGGGGAAAUGUGUGUGCGUCUUAUGGAGCGAAUGCAGGCUGAGCAGCUAUCCCAGAAACCAGAACAGCAAGAGGGAUCGCUGCUUUUGCUGUGCAGCGAUCCCUCUUGUUGUUCUGGCUUCUGGGAUUCAAAAAUUUUUUUCUUCUUGUUUUCCUCCUCCAAAAACUAGGUGCGUCUUAUGGUCUGGUGCGUCUUAUAGAGCGAAAAAUACGGUAUCUCCUGCUCACUUGGCUGGAAGACAGAGAGAGCCUGUGUGUAAGUGUCUUGUCGAAACUGGCCUACGAUGCCAAAGUGAAAUUCAGCGCCUCGCCCUCUUUUCGCCUCUGGCCUUGCCCAGUGUUGGCAUUCGGCCCCCAGAACAUUGCCCAGGAGGGAAUUUGGCCCUCGGGUUCCCAAUCCCUGUUUUAGAUUUCGUAUUCGAGGUGCCCGGCCCUUGGGUGAUGAGAAGGCAGGUGAGAAGCAAAGAGAAGGAAUAGGUAGGAAUAACUCCUACAGAUCCACAAGGAAGUUCACUUAAGACUGCUGUCCAUGCAUCCUUAGACAUGAAAUGAAUAACAAUUAUUAUUUUGUUAUUUAUUUAAAUCUGUAUGCCGCCCUUUGUCUGGAGAUCACAGGGCGGUCUGAGGCAGAAGAAUACAAAAUGAGAACACACGACAAUGCGAAAAAAUUUAGAUAUGAUGUAGAAAAGCCAGAAGGAGGAAGGAGGGAAGUCAGCUCUUAGGAGCAAGUAUAAAUGUAAAAUGUAAAACCAUAUUUGUAUGUGGAGUAUGUAACUGAAAAACCAAUAAAGAUCAUUAUAUAUAAAAACAAAAACAAAACGAGAACACAAAAUACAUAUGAAAACAAACCAAUAAUUACACACACCCCGCAAACUCAUUUUAAAAGCCAUAGAAUGUUAAUCAGCUGAAAGACUGGUUGAAGAGGAAUGUUUUUGCCUGGCACCUAAUGUUAUGUAAUGAAGGUGCCAGGCCAGCCGUCCUGGGGAGAGCAUUCCACAGAUGGGGAGCCACUACAGAGAAGGCCCCGUUCUUGUGUUGCCACCCUCCGGACCUCUCAAGGAGGAGACACACAAAGAAGGGCCUCAGAAGGUGAUCUUGGUCCGGGUACGUUCAUAAGGAAGAGGUGGUCCUUGAGGUAUUGUGGUCCUGAGCCGUUUAAGGCUUUAUAGGUCAAAACCAGCCCUUUGAAUGGGGCCCGGAAGCUAAUUGGUAGCCAUUGCAGUCAGACCAGGAUCUGUCUUGAGCAGGGGUCAGCAAAUUUUCAGCAGGGGGUCGGUCCACAGUUCCUCAGACCUUGUGCGGGGGGCUGGACUAUAUUUUGAAAAAAUAAAUAAAUGAAGGAAUUCCUAUGCCCCACAAAUAACCCAGAGAUGCGUUUUAAAUAAAAGCAAACAUUCUACUCAUGUAAAAACACGCUGAUUCCCGGACCGUCCGCGGGCCUGAUUUAGAAGGCGAUUGGGCCGGAUCUGGCCCCCGGGCCUUAGUUUGCCUACCCAUGGUCUUGAGCAACCUGGCCACUGAAUUCUGCACCAGCUGAAGUUUCCAAACUGUCUUCAGGGGCAGCCCUACUUAUAACACAUUGCAGUAAUCUAACCUUGAGGUUAAGGGACGCGGGUGGCACUGUGGUUAAACCACAGAGCCUAGGGCUUGCUGAUCAGAAGGUCAGCGGUUUGAAUCCCCGCGACGGGGUGAGCUCCCGUUGCUCGGUCCCUACUCCUGCCAACCUGGCAGUUUGAAAGCCCGUCAAAGUGCAAGUAGAUAAAUAGGUACCACUCCGGCGGGAAGGUAAACGGCAUUUCCGUGCGCUGCUCUGGUUCGCCAGAAGCGGCUUAGUCCUGCUGGCCACAUGACCCGGAAGCUGUACGCCGGCUCCCUCGGCCAAUAAAGCGAGAUGAGCGCCGCAACCCCAGAGUCAUCUGCGACUGGACCUAAUGGUCAGGGGUCCCUUUACCUUUACCUUUAACCUUGAGGUUACCAGAGCAUAGACAACAGUAGUUAGGCUAUCCCUGUCCAGAUAGGGGAGGAAGCUGGGCCACCAGCCAAAGCUGAUGGAAGGAACCGAGGCCACCUGAGCCUUGAGCGACAGCAAAGGAUCCAGGAGGAUCCCCAAGCUGCGAACCUGCUCCUUCAGAGGAAGAGUAACCCCAUCAAGAGAAGGCAGUCUCCCACCCACCCGGUCUAGGGAAUCCCCCACUAACAGUGCCUCCGUCUUAUCUGGACUGUGCUUCAGUUUGUUGGCUCUCAUCCUGUCCAUUACCCAGGCAAGACACUGGUCCAGCACUUCCACUGCCUCACCUGCAGAUGUUAAGGAGACAUAGAGCUGAGUGCCAUCAGCAUAUUGCUGACAACAUUCCCCAAACCUGCAGAUAACCCCACCCAGCAGCUUCAUUGAAACAGCCUGGGGGAUAAAAUUGACCCCUGAGGAACCCCACAUUGAAGACUCCAUGGGGCUUGUGCAUCACUCUCUGGGAAUGACCAUCCCAGUAGGACCGCGACCACCUCAGAGUAGUGCCAACCACCCCAAACUUGGACAGCCACUCCAGAAGGACACCGUGGUCGAUGGUCUCAAAAGCUGUUGAGAAGCUGAGGAGGAUUAGGAUGAUUUCCUAAGAGAUGUAAAGGCAAUAUCGUUAAGAAAUGCAUAAGAAGUGGUUAAAACUUCAUCAGAGGUGCUGAUGGAAGUCUAAAAAGAUUGGUUAUAAGGUUUUGUGGUACGUUUUAUAAUUUAUAUGUUAAAAUCAAUAAAAAUUAUCUUUAAAAAGAGAGAAAUAAGUUGAGGAGGAUUAACAGGGACAUAUUUUCCCUGCCUCUCUCCCGACGGAGGGCAGUUUCUGUGCCAAAACCGGGCCUAAACCCCGACCGAAAUGGAUCUAGAAAAUCAGUUUCCUCCGAGAGUGUCUGGAUCUGGUCCACAAGCACCCGCUUAAGAACCUUGCCCAAGAAGGGGAGAUGAGCUGUUGGCUAGUAGUAACUUAGAUUUUCCAGAUCUGGAGGGGCAGUUCUUGAGAAGUGGUCUUAUUCAUUCAACUUGUUUUUAUUAUUGCUUGUUAGCCGCCCUGAGCCCGGCCUUGGCUGGGGAGGGCGGGGUAUAAAUAAAAAUUAUUAUUAUUAUUAGUACCCCUCUCAGCCUCCUUCAAGCAGGCAGGGACCACCAGGAAAACAUUCAUCACCUCCCUGGCCCAGCCAGCUGUCCCUUCCCUCCUAGUUUUUAUCAGCCACGAGUGUCCAGGGCAAAAGCAGUCGCCUUGACCGAAACAAGGACUUUGUGCACAUUAUCGAGCCUUACCAACUGAAACUCAUCCAGCACAACAGGACUCAGCUGUGCUCUGGACACCCCAGGAGAUAAAUCUGCUGUCACAGCAGAGUCAAGAUCCCAGUGGAAGGAGCGUCUCCACCCCCAUCGUUCUGCCCGGACACUGAGGUCCAAUGCCGAGGGCCUUCUGGCGGUUCCCUCAUUGCGAGAAGCAAAGCUACAGGGAACCAGGCAGAGGGCCUUCUCGGUGGUGGCGCCCACCCUGUGGAACUCCCUCCCACCAGAUGUCAAAGAGAAAAACAACUACCAGACUUUUAGAAGACACCUGAAGGCAGCCCUCUUUAGGGAAGCUUUUAAUGUUUGAUGCAUUAUUGUAUUUUAAUAUUUUGUUGAAAGCCGCCCAGAGUGGCUGGGGAAGCCCAGCCCGAUGGGCAGCGUAUAAAUAAUAAAUUAUUAUUAUUGUUGUUAUAGAUGACGCAAACGAUUCUAUCCUCAAAAUGCUUUGCAAAAAAAAAGUCACAGCAAGUUCUGCCACCUCCUUCGGAUGGGAAGCAGCUGAGAGUUUAGGUGCCGUCGCUGGAAGGCGCUGCCUUCUGUCCCCUCAUGGCGCUUCUCCGCUAGAAAUAAGCUGGGCAGCUGGCAGUUCCUAGACUAGGUGAUGGUUCUUGGGCAGACUUUGGGGCUGUGGCCACAGUGGGCAGCUGGGAGGCCCCUGUGGGAACAGGAUGCUGAACCAGAUGGGCUUUUGGUCUGAUCCAGCAGCCAAGCUCUUCUUAUUUCCUUAUGCUUGGGCUACAGCUUGCAGCUCACCUCUUGCAAAGUGCAUCUUGUUUUUUUGGCACCCCGCUCUGUCUGCCUUUUCUGGAAGCCCUGGAGACACUAAUAAUAAUAAUAAUAAUAAUAAUAAUAAUAUUUUUUAUUUUUACCCCGCCCUCCCCAGCCAAGACUGGGCUCGGGGCAGCUAACACCAGAUAUAAAACAAUUGAUUAAGAUACAACUUUAAAACAAGAUUAAAAUACAACAUUAAUAUGCAGCCUCAUUUCAAUAGAAACUCAAAUCAGAAACUUUUUGGGGAUGAAAACAUCAAAUCUUCCCUAAGGCCAACUAUCCAGACUGGUCCUGCGUGGGCCAGAAAAAGCCAGGGAAGUCCCCAAAUAGGAGUUCCAUCACAGAAGGAAAAAGGAAAGAGGGGGAGGGGAUCAAGUUGAUUCCAAGCCAAAGGCCAGGCGGAACAACUCUGUCUUGCAGGCCCUGUGGAAAGAAAUCAGAUCCUGCAGGGCCCUGGUCUCAUGAGACAGAGCGUUCCACCAGGCCGGAGCCAUCACUGAGAAGGCCCUGGCUCUGGUUGAAGCCAAUCUAACUUCCUUAAGGCCCAGGACCUCUAGGGUGUUGCUAUUUAUGGACCUUAAGGUCCUAUGCAGGGUAUACCGGGAGAGGCGGUCCCGUAGGUACGAGGGUCCUAGGCCAAUAUAGAUCAGACGUAGGCAUGGGAUCAAUUUAUUUCUUCCAUUUCAUCAAAUUGGUUGGGGUUUUUUAUUAUUAUUAUUUUUUGCCAAGUGAAACGCCAAAGCCUUGCCCUCUUUCCUUGGCAAAUCCAUGUGGGUUUGGCAACACAGAUUAAUAUGCUAACUUGCCUGGCUCUCUGGAACUGGGUGUGGGCUGAGAAAAAUAAGAACAGGUUUUUCCCUCUGGAUGGGGCCGGGAAGAGCAGCUGUGGGGCGGAAGAGUCUUGCGUAGCGGUGGUUUGUUUCGCUCAGACGCCUUCCGAAAGGAGUUUCGGCGCAUGCCGUGUGCCAGGGAACCCGGGGCAAACGCAGUGGCUAAUUUCACACUCGUGCCUCUUGCAGUGGCUACGGAGCUAUUGCGUGCCAUCCUUCUGCUGGGCUCCAGAAAAGCACUUUGUGUCUUGAGAACGUGUUUGGGGGGGUGUUAAAUCUAUUGACGAAACGUCUAUCCUGUUCUGAUUUGGGGGUUCCCAGUGGUUCCCCCUCCUUGCUGCCAAUCAGAUCCUGGCUUACUUAACUUCAGCAAUCCAACAGCAUUCAUUUAUUUCCCAUGGAAUCGUAGAAUUGUAGAGUGGGGACACAAAGGGCCAUCUGGUCCAACCCAUGCUUUAUUUAGCAGAAUUUGCAUCCUGCUUAAUUUGUAAACAAAACUUCUUAAUUGGUCCUCCCUGUGGACUUUAUUUUGGAAAAAAGAGACCCAGGGUUCAGACCCUGCCUGGAGGCCGCACUCAGCGAUCAGGCAGACCUUCUCCCAAAUUCUGAAUAUUUGGAAACUUCACAGCAAAGAAGGGAAAGGCACUCUGCACGUCCCUAGAAGCUCGUUUACCUGCAACCUGGGCAAUUACCACAUGCCCUGCAGCCCUGAGCCUGCCAUGGGAGGAGGCAAGCCUCAAAGCUGCCACUUUAAUGACAGGUAACAAAGAAGACCAGUGUGCAGCUCUGAGCUGUGCUUGCCCUAUUUCUGCAGGCUGCGGCUGCAUCCAGGUUAGACUGCUACAAAGCACUGUGCCUGGGGCUGCUUUUGAAGACGGUUCAGUAACCUCGGUUCAUGCAGAAUGUGGCCAUUUAGAUGCCUAUUUCGGGCCCAAUCUCAUUGCACCAAUAUUCUUUUUUAUUGGUUUUUUAUUUGUUUCCAAGGGAUGCGGGUGGCGCUGGGGGUUAAACCACAGAGCCUAGGGCUUGCCAAUCAGAAGGUCGGCGGUUCAAACCCCCGCGACGGGGUGAGCUCCCGUUGCUCGGUCCCUGCUCCUGCCAACCUAGCAGUUUGAAAGCAUGUCAAAGUGCAAGUAGAUAAAUAGGUACCGCUCCGGCGGGAAGGUAAACGACAUUUCCGUGUGCUGCUCUGGUUCGCCAGAAGCGGCUUAGUCCUGCUGGCCACAUGACCCAGAAGCUGUACGCCGGCUCCCUCGGCCAAUAAAGCGAGAUGAGCGCCGCAACCCCAGAGUCGGUCAUGACUGGACCUAAUGGUCAGGGGUCCCUUUCCCUUUAUUUGUUUCCAACUCAUGAUGAUAUUGAGAUACACACACACUCCACACCCCUUUAUAAAGCUCUAAAUUCCCGCUAUGGGGAAUACUGUCCCCUGGGGAGUGAUGGUAGUGGCAUUUCCUGGUGCAAAGAGACGGCAGAGAUGUAAAUGAGUAUCAGACUUUGACAAGUUGUGUCAAGUUCUCCAGUUGAAUUCAUUAAACUACAUAGUUUUAAUGGGAUGUUGAAUAAAUGUGCAAUUAAUUGUUGCUAUUUUGAAUCAUUCUGUGCUACUGACUUCCUUAGUGGGUCGAGUCAACUGUGGCUCCUGGUUCCAGAAGAGGAUUGUUGUUGAAUUUGACCAAACUGCGGAAGGCAGUGGAAGACAGAAGUGCCUGGCGUGCUCUGGUCCAGGGGGUCACAAAGAGUCGGACAUGACUAAACAACUAAACAACAACAACACUAUCAAAUUUAUAUACCGCCCUAUACCUGGGAGUCUCAGGGUGGUUCACAGAAUAAAAUCAAGAUAUAAAACCAUUAAAUGCCUAAUAAAAAUAAAAGCAACAACCCAAUAGCCCCCUCCCCAAAAACAGGGCAUAGGAUGUAAAUCAGAUCAACCAAAGGCCUGGUUAAAAAAGAACGUUUUUGCCUGGCGCCUAAAGCUGUAUAAUGAAGGUGCCAGUCAAAUUUCCCUGGGGAGAGCAUUCCACAGAUGGGGAGCCACUGCAGAGAAGGCCCCGUUCUCAUGUUGCCACCCUCCGGACGUCUCGAGGAGGCGGCACACAAAGGAGGGCCUCAGAAAAUGAUCUCAGGGUCUGGGUAGGUGCAUAUGGAAAGAGGUGGUCCUUGAGGUAUUGCGGUCCUGCGCUGUUUAAGGCUUUAUAUUCGAAACCAGGGCUGUGAAUUGGGCCCAGUAGGUUUGGCUUCAUGGGGACACGACUCCUGUUCCAGUUUGGGCUGCUACUUGCCGGGGGGGCACAAUAGCACCAGUUGGCAGAGUCACAUCAGAGCCUGGCCGCUGGCAGGUAGUAGCUGUGGGCAACCAAACAGCAAGCUUGUUUGCCUUCCCCAAAACAAUGUUUUAAAUAAUAUAUUUUUCUUAAAUUGCGGUGCCCAGAACUGGACACAGUAUUCCAGGUGUGGCCUGACCAAGGAAGAAUAGAGUGGGACUAUUCCUGGACUAUGGACUUCUGUUGAUGCAGCCUAGAAUAGCGUUAGCUUUUCUUGCUGCUGCAUCACGCUGUUGACUCAUAAUAAUAAUAAUAAUAAAUUUAUUAUUUAUACCUUGCCCAUCUGGCUAGGUUUCCCCAGCCACUCAGGGCGCCUUCCAACAAAAGAUUAAAAAUACAUUAAAACAUCACCUAUGGUUUUCCCAGUAGUGAUGUAUGGAAGUGAGAGCUGGACCAUAAAAAAGGCUGAUCGCCGAAGAGUUGAUGCUUUUGAAUUCUGGUGCUGGAGGAGACUCUUGAGAGUCCCAUGGACUGCAAGAAGAUCAAACCUCUCCAUUCUGAAGGAAAUCAGCCCUGAGUGCUCACUGGAAGGACAGAUCCUGAAGCUGAGGCUCCAAGACUUUGGCCACCUCAUGAGAAGAGAAGACUCCCUGGAAAAGACCCAGAUGCGGGGAAAGAUGGAGGGCACAAGGAGAAGGGGACGCCAGAGGACGAGAUGGUGGGACAGUGUUCUCGAAGCUACCAGCAUGAGUUUGACCAAACUGCGGGAGGCAGUGGAAGACAGGAGUGCCUGGCAUGCUCUGGUCCAGGGGGUCAGGAAGAGUCGGACAUGACUAAAUGACUAAACAACAACAACAACAACAACAACAACAACAACAAAUUAAAAACUUCCCUAAACAGGGCUGCCUUCAGAUGUCUUCUAAACGUCAGAUAGUUGUUUAUUUCUGUGGUGUUUUGAGACACACACCCUCCGAUUCGUGGGACAGAAUUGUGCCACGCAAGAUAGGCCCCUGAACAUCACCGGGUACCUCUGCAGCUCCCAUUGCCGCAGCGAGGUCAGAUGAAACCAAGGCGCUCCACUACCUGAGCUAUCGUGAUGUGGAGACCAGUGUAGCCGCUGACAGGUGGCACAUUUGGUACAUGACCCAGGUUCGGUGUGGCCUGCCCCCAAAGCAGAAGCCUUUCUGAGAGUAAGGUGUGGUGAAUUCGCCCCGGUCAGGAGUGAAUAAGAGGGAAGCUUGCAAACAGCCAGAGGCUAAGGAAGAGGAGAAGGGAAAGGAGACAAGAACCAAACAGGUGAGCAGAGCUGGGUGAGGUCCCUGGGGGGAAGUUGUCGCCCUGGGUCAAAGAGAAGGCAGUCAGAGAUCCCAAGAACAAAGUGCCGACAAAGGAGGAGAAGCUGGAGUUUUUGACAGUAGCCAUGAACCAGGAUGAGGGAUGAGGGACACGGGUGGCGCUGUGGGUUAAACCACAGAGCCUAGGACUUGCCGACCUUCAAUCAGAAGGUCGGCGGUUCGAAUCCCCGCGAUGGGGUGAGCUCCCGUUGCUCGGUCCCUUCUCCUGCCCACCUAGCAGUUCAAAAGCACGUCAAAGUGCAAGUAGAUAAAUAGGUACCGCUCCGGUGGGAAGGUAAAUGGCGUUUCCAUGCACUGCUCUGGUUCGCCAGAAGCGGCUUAGUCAUGCUGGCCACAUGACCCGGAAGCUGUACGCUGGCUCCUUUGGCCAGUAAAGCGAAAUGAGCGCCGCAACCCCAGAGUCGGCCACGACUGGACCUAAUGGUCAGGGAUCCCUUUACCUUUACCUUAUGAACUGGGAUGAUGGGCCUUGCAUCUUUCCCCCUGCCCCCAUCAAACAAAAUUUAUUUACAUGUAAAACAAACAUGUUAUUUGAAGUACCAUCAAAAAACUAAAAAUGCAGUCUAGCCCUUCCCCACCUCCUCAGUCACCAGAAGCCGUAUUUACACAAUUGUUCACAAAUUGAGAGUAAAGGACCUACCAUGUACAAGAAAAGAACCAAUCUUAAUCUCAGGUGAAGCACCUACACCUGAGAUUAAUAGGUUUGAUUCUUUCCUAUUUUCUGUUUGUCUUUACAAUACUGAAAGAUGUAGGGUAUUGUGAACAAAUAAAUGCACACCGCGGUCCUCUGUGUAAUUUCCCUGGCUUUUGUGGGUUUGUGUAUCGUCUGGUGAGUCCUCAUUAGCCUGGUGCAAAGCAUGAAAGUUGGAAGUGAGAGCUGGACCAUAAAGAAGGCUGAUCGCUGAAGAAUUGAUGCUUUUGAAUUCUGGUGCUGGAGGAGACUCUUGAGAGUCCCAUGGACUGCAAGAAGAUCAGACCUCUCCAUUCUGAAGGAAAUCAGCCCUGAAGAUCCUGAAGCUGAGGCUCCAAGACUUUGGCCAGCUCAUGAGAAGAGAAGACUCCCUGGAAAAGACCCUGAUGCUGGGAAAGAUGGAGGGCACAAGGAGAAGGGGACGACAGAGGAGGAGAUGGUGGGACAGUGUUCUGGAAGUGACCAGCAUGAGUCUGACCAAACUGUGGGAGGCAGUGGAAGACAGGAGUGCCUGGCGUGCUCUGAUCCAGGGGGUCACGAAGAGUCCGACACGACUAAACGACUAAACAACAACAACAAAGCAUGAAGUUGCCGAAGCUGUGUCAGAUUCUGGUCAAGCUCUCGCUCUACUGACACUUCACCAACACCCUCAUCCCAUGUUCGAAAUUAGCUAGGCGCCAGGCACAUUUUGCACCCAGCUUUCGACCACAAUCUGCACAAUCGGAAUGAAUUUCAGGAACCACAACGCAGGAGCAGCCACCAUUAUGAAAAAGAGGUUGGAGUCCCUGUUUCAAGCGACUUUUCUUCUUUUAAGUUCUCAAAGCUCUUUACCUGACUCAAGGUUGUCACCUCUGUCACCUGAACUAGCAAGAUGUUUUUAACUGAGAAUCUAUCACAGUCAUUCCAUCAUUUGAAAAACUAAGACUUGAGAGCUGUCGUGCCUGAAAAAGGCAACUAGGCAUUCUGUUUUGGCAACUCCAACCUUGGUUUAAGGAGCCAUUUGGCACCUAGAUUAUAUAUCUGUGUUUCUAAGACUGCCUUCAUUCGCACCAUCAUUCCAUCCGUUAUCUUCAUAAUAUGGGCCUUUAUCUGUCUGGCAAGACCUCUGGAUCGACAAAGCCUUCUGUAGGUUCCUCUUCUCCAUCAUCCUGCUGGCGAUCGUGUUCUUCUGGAGACCCUCGGCCAUCAACCAAAGAGAUUUGGAGCAGAAUCCACCAAGUUCUCUGUUGCAAGCGCUACUGUGGGCCUGUGCAGAAGAUCUCAUCGGACGUAGAGGACCUGGGAAGGCUGCCGAGCGCAGGAUAAAUGUUGGCUGGGAGGAAAGUCACCUUCCCAUCGCAAUAACAGCCUCACACAACUGAACUGGAGUGAAGACAUCGCAGCCAGGACCCUAGUUUACCUCGAGGAAGAUGUUUCAGUUCAGAAACCCCCAUCGUUCUACUCGGACACUGAGGUCCAGCGCUGAGGGCCUACUGGCGGUUCCCUCACUGAGAGAAGCCAAGUUACAGGGAACCAGGCAGAGGGCCUUCUCGGUGGUGGUGCCCACCCUGUGGAAAGCCCUUCCACCAGAUGUCAAAGAGAAGAACAACUACCAGACUUUUAGAAGACAUCUGAAGGCAGCCCUGUUGAGGGAAGCUUUUAAUGUUUAGUGCAUUCCUGUAUUUUAAUAUUUUGUUGGAAGCCGCCCAGAGUGGCUAGGGAAACCCAGCCAGAUGGGCAGGGUAUAAAUAAUAAAUUAUUAUUACUAUAUUAUUAUAAUGCUCUUCAUCACCUUUUCUCUCUCUAACAUGUGGAACGAGUAACGCCUCCCUCUAAAUUUGCUGAGGCUGUUUUGGGUGCCCUUCCAUCUUCCGUUCUGUGGGCAUGACCAAACCAGCGUAGACGUGGCUGAGACAGGAGUGCAAACCGGAUCGGAAUGUCAGCUUGGGAGAGCACAUUUUUGCUUGGAGUUGUGUCCUGCCGUGCAAUGCUCAAAAUCCUGACGCAUCGCUCCUGGCCGUUGCAGCUUGCCUGCGACUCACUUCCAUAAAGCAGCGUGCUCAAUGCACAAGUCUGGCAGACCUUAGAUGUUAGCAUCACGUUCUCCCACACCCUUUCGGAGAGGCGAGUCAUUGCUGGGGCCGCCUUGCCAAUAUGCAUAUCCAGCUCAGCGUCAAUGGAGAAUUUCCUGGUUAUGGUACAGCCCAAGCAGGCAGGAUCCCAAAGGAUAUGCUGUACGAACAGCUGGCUUCAGGCACCAGGCCUGUUGGCAGACCAACUUUACAAAGAUGUCUGUAAACAGGACACGAAGGCCCUUGAGGAUGGCUAAUGGCUUGGCUUCUCUGCAUCCCGGGUGGAGGAAAGGAACCCCAAUUUCCUUCUUUUAAGCUGCAACAAAAAUUGGGGAAGAGAAGGGGCAGCCUGGCCUACAUUGCAUGCUGUUUUGCCUUGCAAUCCCUUACAAAAAGUAUAAUUAAAGGAAUAAUUCAUUUCCCCCUCUCUUUUAGCUGCUGAUUACAAAGCAGAGGAGAAAAUGAGCUCCUAGGAGAGGGGAAGGUCAGGGUUGUGCCUCCAGCUCAGUCCUCAGGGCUUAAGGUGAGCUCAGGGGUCAGAUCAACAACCUGUUUGUUUUUCCGUGAGGGAGGCAAAGGCGUCACCAGGGAGGAACGCCCUCUGAGCAUGUGCAGAAUACCGUCUCCUUCUCAUUGAAGGGUAGAAUAUUCAGGGCACGAUCAAAGAAAGAAAGAGCUUUUCAUGUGUCACAGAGUUAAACUACGGAACUCCCUGCCACAGGAGGCAGCGAUGGCCGCCAAUUCGGAUGGGUUUAAAAGAGUAGUGGAUAGUUUCACAGAGGAGAGGGCUACUGAGGGCUCCUAGCCAGAGGCAACCAUGCUUCUGAAUACCCAUUGAAAACCGCAGGAGGAGACAGUUGCCUUGUGUUCGAAUCCUGCUGACAUCGGGGCAUCUGGUUGGCUAUUGUGAGAGCAGGAUGCUGGCCUAGAUGGGCCAUUGAUCUGAUCCAGUAGACUAGCUGGAGAACUCUAGUUUUCCUUUAAAAAACAAUAUUAUUUAUAUGGUUUUUCAAAUUAAAAUUUUACAGAGAUAUAUCAAACAUAAAUCAUAAAAACAAGAUUCCAAGGAAUCUUCCAUCCUCUCCUUUGUGGGUCCUGUUAUUAAUCAUUUCCUUCAGCAUCUUUUAUGACACGCCAAAUCUUUUACAUCUCUAUUAUAUCCAGAAUUCACCCUUAAAAACUACAAGGGAUAUUCCAAUCCUACUAACGAUUUUAACUGUCUGCAAUGGUCUUUAGGGCGCGGGUGGCGCUGUGGGUUAAACCACAGAGUCUAGGACUUGCCGAUCAGAGGGUGGCGGUUCGAAUCCCCGUAAUGGGGAACGGGGUGAGCUCCCGUUGCUCAGUCCCAGCUCCUGCCAACCUAGCAGUUCAAAAGCACACCAGUGCAAAUAGAUAAAUAGGUAAGAUAAACGGCAUUUCCGUGCGCUGCUCUGGUUCGCCAGAAGCGGCUUAGUCCUGCUGGCCACAUGACCUGGAAGCUGUAUGCCGGCUCCCUUGGCUAGUAAAGCGAGAUGAGCGCCGCAACCCCAGAGUCAGCCACGACUGGACCUAAUGGUCAAGGGUCCCUUUACCUUUACCUUUAAUGGUCUUUAAGAUAAGUUACAAAUUUCCCCCAUUCCUUAUUGGAAUUUUGGUAUUCCUGAUUUCUGAUUCUUCCGGUCAUUUUAACAACAACAACAACAACAAUAAUUUAUUAUUUGUACCCCGCCCAUCUGGCUGGGUUUCCCCAGCCACUCUGGGCGGCUUCCAACAAAGAUUAAAAGGUACAUCAAAAUGUCACACAUUAAAAACGUAGUCAUUUCAGCAUAGUCCACCUGCCAUUCUUAUAGGGUAGGGACUUUGUCUUCUUCCCAUCUCUUUCCAGCAGACUAUUCUUAGUUUUUUAUGAGGUCAGGAUGCCGGACUAAUGGGCCCCCAUUGGCCUGACCGGCACCCAGCAACACUUAUUAUGUUCUUACGUCACGAUGUUAUUGUGCAACUGACGCCCUCGUGUUUGGGACCCUGGGAGGCCUCUAAAAUCGGCGGUUUGUCAUUUCCAGACUGGUUUGGCAGGUGUGCAGGAUGCGAUCUGCCUUGGGAAAUGGGGUGUCCCUUUUAUUGUUGGUGGUGCUGGGGGUGGAGGAACUGGGAGAGAGGUUUAGGGCUGGCUCCGUCCUUGCCUGAACUGGUUCCCUGGGCAUUACAAAAUGGAUUUGGCACUUUGCCCGGGGAAUCUCUCCUCCUAGACAAAGGGCUCUCUUUUGUAGAGAGCAACGCUUUGCAGGCAGAAUUGGGCUGCCAGAUUCCUUCCUGAUUAAGGAUGGCCUCUUGGGAGAAAUCUGGCUGCACCCCGUCUCCCAGAUCCCCAAUUUUGUCCUUUACUUAUUUAUCUAUGUUAAUGGAAAAAUCUGAGGGCUCCCUUGGACAAAAAACAAAGACACCAACCAGGAUUACUUGGAGCAAAACUGCAGCCUGUAGGCUUGGCCUUUAUUGAUCUGUUGCAACAGGGUGCUCCCCUCACCUCAGCGGCGUAGCAUGGGUUGUCAGCACCCGGGGCAAGGCAAGUAAUUUGCGCCCCCUAACCCGGGGCAAGGCAAGUAAUUUGCGCCCCCUAACCCCUAACCUGCCGCCGCUGCCAGCUUCUUCUUGCUGCUGCCUGGGCUGGUCUGGUGUGGUUCUCUCCCGCGCUCAGCGCUGCGCUGGGCGGCCGCUGCACUGUCCCCCCCCAGAUAGUCCCUCGCUCUCUCUCCGCACCGCACGCCUGGCACCCACCUCCUCCACAGUGGGCGGCGACCCGGCGGCUCGGAUCGGAUUCGCACAGCCAGCACUGCAGUGAGAGAGAGGGAGUGAGCCAGGUAGGGGCAGAGAGCUGCGAGUGCGAGCGCGCCCCCCCAGAUGUUGCGCCCGGUGCGGCCGGGCCCCCCUGCACCCCCACGCUACGCCACUGCCUCACCUGCAGCAGAGACGAGGGACCCAGAAAAAUGGUGUGCCAGCCCUUAUAAAGACUUUUGAAAUUGCCACCCUGUAGAUCAAGACCACCCCCAGAAACAUCAUACAUACAUCACAGAAGGGGUGUAACCUAAGACCACCCUUCAGAUACAUCACACCUACAUCACAGAAAAGGUGGUCUAAAACAGAAAUUUUAAUAUUGUUUUUUUCUCCUGUUGUUGUUUAUCUCCUGUCUGGCAAGUUACUUGACUGGAUUUCCUGGGUAGCCUGGCCAGUCUUUUGUAAUGAUAAAUACUUAGUUCCUGAGCCAGGUCACAGGCUCACACCCUAUUCAAAACACAGACAUACCCUUAAGACAGGAUUUGUGAAGGAAAAGACAAUGGGGAGGCUUUUCUAUUUUGACCUUGCAGAGAAAAGAUUUGGUCAGUUUAGGAAUCAAAAUGGUUCCAGGUUGGCCUUCCUGCGCUGAUCUAUGUAUGUGCUUGGUUGAUACACUUAUGAACAUUACCAUGUAUAAAAUUCCUAUCACAUCUAUUAAAUUGACGUUGUACCGGCCUUCAUCCAAAGCCCUCAGGGCACUUCGCAGCACGAAAUACGGAACAAAAACCACAAAGUACACAAUAAAAACAAGAACAGGAACAAAACAGUAACCCUGCCUCGCCGCAAACACAUUUAAAAGUUUCUUCCGUGAGGGCAAAUUAGAUCAGGCAUGUAAAUUGGUCUAAAUAUAUUUCCUCCACGUGUUUUUGUAAACAACAGCUGCUGCCUAAUUUAUUUAUGUAUUGCUUUUACAUCCCACUUUUUCCUCCCCUCCAAAGAGCUCAAAGUGGCAGGUACGUGGGGAUUCGAACCCAGCUCUCUCCCUGGUCCCAGCCCAGUGCCCCGACUGGUGCAAUUAGGUGGUUAGCUUUAAACUUGACUCAUCUGAGCACGCACCGAAUAAAUGUUUGCAUGUUUGCGUGCUGUAAUAUCUCCGCAAAAGUGCCUCUGAGCAACUCCUGCUGUGUUCAGUGGGACUUGCUGCCUUGCAGGUGUGUUUAGAGUUGUGGAGCUUAAACAGUGUUCAAAAAUACAACAUUGUAACCUUAAAUAUAACAAUAAAAAGGAUAAAAUGUUCAAAUGUUAAUAAAGGUACCUUCUGCAUACCUCAGCCAAUUUAAAUUACCGUAUUUUUCGCUCUAUAAGACGCACCAGACCAAAAGACGCACCUAGUUUUUGGAGGAGGAAAACAAUAAAAAAAAUAUUCUGAAUCUCAGAAGCCAAAACAGCAAGAGGGAUCGCUGCGCAGUGAAAGCAGCAAUCCCUCUUGCUGUUCUGGCUUCUGGGAUAGCUGCGCAGCCUGCAUUCGCUCCAUAAUACGCACACACAUCUCCCCUUACUUUUUAGCAGGGAAAAAGUGAGUCUUAUAGAGCAAAGAAUACGCUAUAUCAUGCCCUCUCUGAAGACCCAAAUGAGACAACAGAUAAGUUAAUAUUCUGCAUUAGGUUAUUGUAUUUUAAUAUUCUGUUGGAAGCCGCCCAGAGUGGCUGGGAAACCCAGCCAGAUGAGCGGGGUAAAAAUAAAUAAAUGAUUAUUAUUAUUAUUAUUAAUCAUACUCACGAGUUCAGUGGGGUUUUGUGACUUGUCCAUGGAUUUGAGUGGGUCUACUCUGUGGUUUAACCCACAGCAGGUGGCGCUGUAGGUUAAACCACAGAGCCUAGGACUUGCCGAUCAGAAGGUCAGCGGUUCGAAUCCUCGUGAUGGGGUGAGCUCCCGUUGCUUGGUCCCUGCUCCUGCCAACCUAGCAGUUCGAAAGCACGUCAAAGUGCAAGUAGAUAAAUAGGUACCACUCCGGCGGGAAGGUAAACAGCGUUUCUGUGCACUGCUCUGGUUUGCCAGAAGCGGCUUAGUCAUGCUGGCCACAUGACCCGGAAGCUGUACGCCGGCUCCCUCAGCCAAUAAAGCAAGAUGAGCGCCGCAACCCCAGAGUCGGCCACGACUGGACCUAAUGGUCAGGGGUCCCUUUACCUUUACUUACUGAGUCUGACUUUGGUGGCUAUCACACAAUAUUUUUUAAAAACGGAACCUUUUUCUUUUAAAUGUUUUUAGAAGAGCAUAUUGUUUUAAUUCAUUUUUUAAAAAAAUAAUAAUUUCAUUAAUCCCCUCCCAGUUUUUCUUCUGGCAACUGGUGGUGUUUUUUUUCUGUUCUACUUCAGUACUUCUGAUGUUGGCUUUAAACGCAGCCAGCGUUUGAAACGUGCGUGGAAUUGAGAAAAAGAUGUGCCGUUUGUUUAAGGAUUUGCUUAAGGAUAUUGAGUGGUGAGAAUCCUUUCUGGCAGAAAAUGCAUGUUUGCUUUUGCAUUGUCCCCUGCUGUUGGUUUACGGACAGCCCGGAGUUUUAUAGAAACUUGGUCCCUGCCCUGAGGAUCUUACAUUGAGGCAGGAGCGAAAGGAAAGAGUUGUCAGCCGGCAGACAGCGUGAGAGAAGCCGUGGUGAUGAUAAUGGAGGAUUUUGCUUCACAAUUCUUAGUUCAAGGGAGUCGUGGAAAGUGGUUGACUCUCUCCAAUUACUCAGAUAGGAGCAUACGACCAUAAGAAGAGCCUGGGUCCUGGAUCAGGCCAGGGGCACAUCUGGUCCAGACUCCUGUUCUCACAGACCCCAACCUUUAUGGGAAACCCACUCUUCCAGUUUCCAGCAACUUGAAUUCAGAAGCAUCGCUGCCUCUUUGUUGUUGUUUAGUCGUUUAGUCGUGUCUGACUCUCCGUGACCCCCUGGACCAGAGCACGCCAGACACUCCUGUCUUCCACUGCCUCCCACAGUUUGGUCACACUCAUGUUGGUAGCUUUGAGAACACUGUCCCACCAUCUUGUCCUCUGUCAUUCCCUUCUCCUUGGGCCCUCCAUCUUUCUCAACAUCAAUGUCUUUUCCAGGGAGUCUUCUCUUCUCAAGAGGAGGCCAAAGUCUUGGAGCCUCAGCUUCAGGAUCUGUCCUUCCAGUGAGCACUCAGGGCUGAUUUCCUUCAGAAUGGAGAGGUUUGAUCUUCUUGCAGUCCAUGGGACUCUCAAGAGUCUCCUCCAGCACCAGAAUUCAAAAGCAUCCAUUCUUCGGCAAUCAGCCUUCUUUGUGGUCCAGCUCUCACUUCCAUACAUCACUACUGGGAAAACCAUAGCUUGAACUAUACGGACCUUUGUUGGCAAGGUGAUGUCUCUGCUUUUUAAGAUGCUAUCGCUGCCUCUGGGAUGGACCAAAUAUUUAAAGUUUUUACAAGUAUUAUUCCUGAAUGUAUCCUUUUGACUUGACAGCUCAGGGGAGAUACCUAGCUUUAUGAAUUCGUAGAAAAUCCAUACUUUAACCGACUCUCCUCAUUCCAAUGUCAUUUUAACCCGGCUCCGACCUGGUGAAAUGCACUGUCCCACGAGACUAGGGACUUGAUCUUCUUCCGCAGGGCCUGUAAGACAGAGCUAUUCCGCCUGGCAUUCAAUUUGAAUUAGCCUGAUCCUCUACAGUCCUCAGGUUACAGAUGCUUCAGGUUGUGUUUUUUUGGGUUACGGACCGCCGUAACCCGGAAGUACCAGAAUGGGUUACUUCUGGGUUUCGGCAGUUGCGCAUGCACGGAAGCACUAAAUCGCGCUUUGUGCAUGCGCAGAAGCGCCAAAUCACAACCUGCGCAUGCGCAGACGCGGGUUGCGAAUGCUGCAGGUUGUGAACGUGCAUUCCGCACGGAUCACAUUCGCAACCCAAGCGUCCACUGUAUUCCCUUUUCCCGUUCCUCUUCUAUGAAGAAACCCUUUCUGGAACCCCAUAUUUAAAUUCUUCCCUGGUCUCCUUGCUGGCCCUUGUAGGACCAACUUGGCCAGUUAGCCCUGGUGAUGUCUACUGACUGGGAGUUUUUUUCCCUCCCAAAAAUGACCCCUGAAUUUUUGAAUUUUAUUGAUAUUGAUGCUGCAUUUUAUGUUGUGUUUUAUGCUGUUUUUAAGUCGCAUUUUAAUCAAUGUUUUAUAUUUGCUGUUAGCCACCCUGGGCCUGGUUUUUAAACCGGGAAGGGCAGGGUAUAAAUAAAAUUUUAAUAUUUAUUAUUAUAAAGAAAGGUGAAUUUGGGCUCCACCUCCCUCCAUGGACCAAGAAGCAGGAAGUCACACAGGCAGCAGGAACAGGGGACCUUGCCAUAAUUCCCCAAGCGUGAGAGCACAUACAGGGCCACCCACUGAGGGAGUGACCAAGGGGGCAAGACUGGACAUUCGCACAGGCAGUUGAGCAAGUCAGGUGUUCUGAAAGCCCAUCUCCAGACAAGUCCUGAGGGCAAGGAGAUGUCAAGAGUUUUAUUGUUCUUUCGGUGAUGGUGUUGGGAAAGGUGCCUGAUCAAGUGACCUAAUGUUGAACUUGUGUAACCCUUAUGUACCCCUCCCCAUUUGUGACAUGCUAGUGACGUAGUGAAGGGACGUGGGUGGCGCUGUGGUCUAAACCAGUGAGCCUAGGGCUUGCCGAUCAGAAGGUCGACAGUUCGAAUCCCCGCAACGGUGUGAGCUCCCGUUGCUCGGUCCCUGCUCCUGCCAACCUAGCAGUUUGAAAGCACGUCAAAGUGGAAGUAGGUAAAUAGGUACUGGUCCAGCGGGAAGGUAAACGGCGUUUCCAUGCGCUGCUCUGGUUCGCCAGAAGCGGCUUAGUCAUGCUGGCCACAUGACCCGGAAGCUGUCUGCGGACAAACGCCGGCUCCCUCGGCCUAUAGAGUGAGAUGAGCGCCGCAACCCCAGAGUCGUCCACAACUGGACCUAACGGUCUGGGGUACCUUUACUUUUUAGUGAUGUAGUGAUGAUGUAUCAGUGAUGCUGCUUGAAGUGUAUUCUGUGGGGAAGAGAGAAGUUUUAAAAGAGGCUGUCACCCCGUGUUCGGUGUUCUUACUACUGUGGGGAUCCUCAGGAUUUUUGCAUUGGGUCACCCCAAAUUCACUAUCAGAUCACAUAGCAUGUCCAUGGCUACAGCCUGCACCAAAAAAAUCACGCAUCCCCUGUUUUGUGGGGCUGCAAUGGCGCAAAAAUGUGGUUAUCCACAUGGAUUCUCAAAACACACUAUCAAAUCACAUGUUUGUGGCCACAGCAUGAACCACAAAAAUCAUACAUCCACUGUUUCAUUCAGAUUUUUUUUUUCUGGUUUUCCUCCUCUAAAAACUAGGUGCGUCUUAUGGUCAGGUGCGUCUUAUGGAGCAAAAAAUACGGUGUAAGCGGUUGACUGGCAAGGCUGGAUUCUCAGUUUGCUGCAAAACAUCCCUGGGGAGAGAGGGGUGGAGAGUGUCGGUGGGACAGGGGGUGGGCUGGGGCGGGCCAGGGGGUGGUGGGAAAGCUGGGAUGCUCUUCUAGCAGGUGGCCCGUGUCCACACACACCAACCAUGGAGUUGCUCCAUCUUCCUAGGUCCCUGCGACGCUUGGGGUGCUGGUGGCCGACAGGAUCGGGACCCCGAUUGGCAGCUGGCAUUAUGGCGAGCGAAGACAUCACCAGUGCCCAAGAUCUGUUGGACCUCAGCUUCAAGUGUGAGUGAGGGGAGCUCACCAGCAGAUUUUCAGGUUGCCUUGGGGAAGAAAUUACCCUAGAACAGAUUAUUCACCUGUUGUCCUCUGAGCAGGGAAUUGCAGCUCUGCCAGAGGAAUAGGGGGGGUCUCCUAACACCCCUCAGCGCCCUUAAGAAACUAUAACUCCCAGGAUUCCUUGAAGGAAGCCAAGUGGUAUCACAGAGCAACAAUUUCCAGAGUUGUAAACUGUCAAUCCCACUUCCCUAGGAGCUCUGGGAACAGCAGCGUGGCAGGAAUAUGGGCUUCCCUCAAAAAACUACAACUCCCAGGAUUUGGGUGGGGUGGGGAGAAGCCGUGACCGUUUAAAGUGCUACCAGAGUGCUUUAAAUGUUUGGCAUGAAUGUGGUACCAGAAGGGACCAAGGGUCUGGCUCAGUACAUUCCUAACCCGCUGUUGGCGAAAACGAUUAGGAUAAAAUUUUGGUAAAUUACGCUGAGGGAAAACAAAUAAGGACGGAAGCAGCUGGGUCUGCCUUUUGUCUCCUGCAUUUUUGGUGUCCCUGGUUUGGCUGCUAUGCUUUGGAACAUGAAGAGAGCAGGGUUUGGCUGUUUUCUCUGACCGAAGUGCAAGGGUGGGUGGGUGGGUGGGGGGUAUCGUCCUGAGCUUUUGAAAAGCGUCUCUGGCUCCCAAGCGUGUUACGUGAGCAGUUGCAAACUGGGCCUUUCCGCGGGGCGAUUAUGCAAUCUGCCUUUGGGGCUACGGCGGGCUUUGCUGAGCCCGCCCCAGGAAUGUCAAAAGAGGCUGCAGGCCAAAGACUUUGCGUUGCUCAUCUCCGCUUUGAAAUGCCCAAAUAACUUCAAAGGGAGAAAAAGACCGGAUAGUAAUAAUGAUAAUCGUAAUAAACACUCUCCAAUGCGUAUUUUGCUUUGCAAAGUAGCAGAGGAGAGUGUCCUGCUCUCCCCCCCCCCCCGGGACUUUUGCAACCUAAGAUUUGACACGGGAGGCAGGCGGUAAACAAGCAGAUUCCUUAAUCUGUCCUGGUUGCCCAAAUCAAGACACAAACACUAGAUCUCCACUCAAGCAAACAGGAAUGCCAGAGAGGGAGAGAGGAACAGAAGACACGGCUUUUCUGCUCCAAUUAGCUCAGUAUGGGCAGUUCUUUUGUCAACAGGGACAAAUGUCACGUUCUGCUUAGGCAGGAAGAACCAGGCGCACAAAUUUAGGAUGGGGACACCUGCCUCGACAGCAAUACAUUUGAAAAGGAUCUAGGGGUCUUAGUGGAACACAAGCUAAACAUCUGAAGGAGCGUCUCCACCUCCAUCAUCCAGCCCGGACACUGAGGUCCAGCUCUGAGGGCCUUCUGGCGGUUCCCUCAGUGUGAGAAGGCAAGUUACAGGGAACCAGGCAGAGGGCCUUCUCAGUGGUGGCGCCCGCUCUGUGGAACGCCCUCCCACCAGAUGUCAAAGAGAACAACAGCUUACCAGACUUUUAGAAGACAUCUGAAGGCAGCCCUGUUUAGGGAAACUUUUAAUGUUUGAUGCAUUACUGUUUUUCAAUAUUUUGUUGGAAGCUGCCCAGAGUGGCUGGGGAAGCCCAGCUAGAUGGGCGGGGUAUAAAUAAUAAAUUAUUAUUAUUAUUAAUAGUCAACAGUGUGAUGCAGCAGCAAGAAAAGCUAACACUAUUCUAGGCUGCAUCAACAGAAGUCCAUAGUCCAAGGAUAGUCCCACUCUAUUCUGCCUUGGUCAGGCCACACCUGGAAUACUGUGUCCAGUUCUGGGCACAACAAUUUAAGAAGAAUAUCGACAAGCCAGGGAACCCCAAGCAGGCACAAAAAGAGCCCUCUGCCUUGCUUUCUGGGCAAGAUCGUCUCUGCACGCUAGGGAUGCUUGCAGCAAAUCUCACACAAACUCGGACGGCCCCACAGGAUCUCACAAAAGCAUCCCAGAGCUGGUGCACUGAGCACGCCUUGCCUCCCCAAGCGAGGCAGAGAGCUUCAACGCUCUUUCUGCCCCAGCAAACCUGAAGCAGACCUGGCACAAAAAAGAGCUUUUGAACUCCCUGCCUUGCUCAGAUGCAACUUGCGCAGUUUCAGCCUCCUUGCCUGCUACCACGUAUGGUUGGAACUGCGCGAGUUAAAAGACAGUAAGGUUAUUAUUAUUAUUAUUAGAUUUAUAUACAACCCUUUUUCACAAGAUCUCAGGGAGGUUCGCAGGAUAAAAAAUAUAUAAAGCAACAAAACAAUACCCCCCAGAAACACAUUGAAAGGGCAGUAGAAUGUUAGCCUUAUAAAACCCCAAAAUACAAAAUAACAUACAAAAGGUAAAGGGACCCCUGACCAUUAGGUCCAGUCGUGGCCGACUCUGGGGUUGCGGCGCUCAUCUCGCUUUACUGGCCGAGGGAGCCGGCGUACAGCUUCUGGGUCAUGAGGCCAGCAUGACUAAGCCGCUUCUGGCGAACCAGAGCAGCGCACGGAAACGCCGUUUACCUUCCCACCGGAACGGUACCUAUUGAUCUACUUGCACUUUGAUGUGCUUUCGAACUGCUAGGUUGACAGGAGCAGGGACCGAGCAACGGGAGCUCACCCCAUUGCGGGGAUUCGAACCACCGACCUUCUGAUCGGCCAGUCCUAGGCUCUGUGGUUUAACCCACAGCGCGAACAAUUUAAAAAUACAAAAGUGUGUGUGUAAGCCACUUUGCUCAGGCUCUGCCAUGAAAAGUGACUCAGAAAUAUUUUUUAAAAGCACACAUACAUUCAGUAUUGCAUCGCCUGCUGGUGUGUGUUGCUCUAUGGGAGCAAACGCCUGCCCUUUUUAAUUUUAAUUUUCUUCACUUGGCAACUGGCCCGGCAUUUCAUAGCCGCGAGCAAAGCGGGGCUCUUUGCCAGGACGUCCUGGGCUUGUCUUGACAUUCCUGCGGCAUUUUCGGCCGAACCCUUUGUAGCCCGCUGAGCCUGCCCAGGAGGCAGGUGGCGUAAUGGCCCCGUGGCAAACGGGUGAGGAAACAAGGAGGGCUGGGCCCGCACUGCAGGGCCAGCGUGCUUAUGUGAGCGGGCGCCAGGCUUGAUCCUGCUCCAUGGGCCUCCCUUCCCUGGGGGGUGCCCUAGAGGGCUUUCCGGGGAAAAUGGGUGACACCUGCUAGGAAUUUUGCAGCCUGGUGGCUGAGGAGUGUUUCUGUGUGUAUCUGCUUGGAUCUCAUAUGCUACAGCACCGUAAAGUGCCAAGCCCCUAUGGCAGCUAAAAAAAACAUUGGAGGGAAAUCUGGUUCCCCCAGAUCCUUAGCGGAACUAUUUAUUGGUUUAUUACAUUGUCGUCCCACCUUCCAGCUCAAAAGUGGUGCACACAGCUCCCUCCCUUCCCGUUUCGUCCUCACACAACAACCCUGCGAGGGAGGUGAGGCUGAGGGAGGCAGCGACUGGCCCAAGGGGACACCCAGUGCGCAUCAUGCAAACGAGUGGGAAUUCGAACCCAGGCCUUUGCCAUACCCUACUCCGGUAAUCCAGAUCCAUUUAAACAGAAAUCCUAAAUAGGAUCCUGGUAGGCUGUCCAGUGGGAUGCGGGUGGCGCUGUGGGUUAAACCACAGAGCCUGGGACUUGCCGAUCAGAAGGUCGGCGGUUCGAAUCCCUGCAACAGGGUGAGCUCCCGUUGCUCGGUCCCUGCUCCUGCCAACCUAGCAGUUCGAAAGCACAACAAAGUGCAAGUAGAUAAAUAGGUACCACUCUGGCGGGAAGGUAAACGGCGUUUCCAUGUGCUGCUCUGGUUCGCCAGAAGCGGCUUAGUCACGCUGGCCACAUGACCCAGAAGCUGGAUGCCGGCUCCCUCGGCCAAUAAAGCGAGAUGAGCGCCGCAACCCCAGAGUCGGUCACGACUGGACCUUUACCUUUACCUAGGCUGUCCAGUAUUUUGUGUUCGCGUUUUCUGUUUGUUCCACCCACAUGUCAGGGCCAAAAUUCUUGCAAAAAAAGGGAAUACGGUAGAUCGUAGAAUCAUAUAAUUAUAUAAUAAUUUAUUAUUUAUACCCCGCCCAUCUGGCUGAGUUUCCCUAGCCACUCUGGGCGGCUCCCAAUCAAGUGUUAAAAAAAUACAGUAUUAAAUAUUAAAAACUUCCCUAAACACAGGUGCCUUCAGAUGUCUUCUAAAGAUAAGAUAGCUGCUUAUUUCUUUGACAUCUGCUGGGAGGGCGUUCCACAGGGCGGGUACCACCACCGAGAAGGCCCUAUGUCUGGUUCCCUGUAACCUCACUCAUCGCAGUGAGGGAACCGCCAGAAGGCCCUCGGAGCUGGACCUCAGUGUCCGGGCAGAACGAUGGGGUGGAGAUGCUCCUUCAGGUAUACUGGGCCUUUGAGGCCGGUUAGGGCUUGAAAGGUCAGCACCAACACUUUGAAUUGUGCUCGGAAACAUACUGGGAGCCAAUGCAGAUCUCUCAGGACUGGUCCUGGCGGCCGCUCCCAGUCACCAGUCUAGCUGCCGCAUUCUGGAUUAAUUGCAGCUUCCGGGUCACCUUCAAAGGUAGCCCAACAUAGAGCGCAUGUCAGUAGUCCAAGCGAGAGAUAACUAGAGCAUGCACCACUCUGGCCAGACAGUCUGUGGACAGGGAGGGUCUCAUCCUGCGUACCAGAUGAAGCAGGUAAACAGCUGCCCUGGACACAGAACUGACCUGUGCCUCCAUGGACAGCUGGGAGUCCAAAAUGACUCCUAGGCUGCGCACCUGGUCCUUCAGGGGCACAGAUACCCCAUUCAGGACCAGGGAAUCCUCCACUCCUGCCCGCCUCCUGUCCCCCAAAAACAGUCCUUCUGUCUUGUCAGGAUUCAGCCUCAAUCUGUUAGCUGCCAUCCAUCCUCCAACCGCCUCCAGACACUCACACAGGACCUUCACCGCCUUCACUGGUUCUGAUUUGAAAGAGAGGUAGAGCUGGGUAUCAUCUGCAUAGAAUUAUAAGGGCCCACAAGCGUUAUCUAGUGCAACCCCUUGCAAUGUGGGAAUAUUUUGCCCCACGUAGGGCACGAACCCACAACCCAGAGUCUCGUGCUCUAUCAAUUGGUGUUCUCCUUCCUGGGGCAGGAGCAGGGAGCGCUUGGGGGGGCCUGGGGGCCGCAAUCCCUUCUGGGGGCCGCAUGUGAAUGGUAGGCGGGGCCAAAUGGACAAAAGCAACACCUGUGGAUUUUCUGCCUUGCCCAGUAGGCUAGGCUCUCUACAUGCGCUCACAUCAUCUCAGCAGGGCUGGCUGGUGGGGGGGGAGGGCGGCUAAGGAGAGGUCCAAGGGCCAGUCAGAGAGCUGUGUCUGGCCCUCGGGGGUGAGGGGCAUCUUGGACCACCGCAGCCGCUUAGGAGCUAGCCCUGCUCUGAACAUCUCUGGGUCCAGGCAACCUUCGUGAACCAAGUGUCUUGGUUCCUUGGCUUUGAAAAUGUUAGAGUUUUAGAGUCGGGGGGGGGACACCCCAGAGGUCAUCUAGCCCAACCCGCUUCCCAGGCAGAGACCUGCCUCUCCUCUCCCUCUCUUACCCUCCUCUCUCACAUUCCCCACCACAGCUCUGGCCUCGAAGCACAUGGACCUGAAGCAGUUGGAACUGGACACGGCGGUGGCCAAAGUGGACGAGCUCUCCAAGCAACUGGAGUCCCUCUGGACAGAGAACCCGGCCCAACCUCUUGGGCAACUCAAGGUGCGGAGGCAGCAAAGGAGCCUUGGGGGGGCGGUCCUGGAACCAGCAUCCAUCCAAUAAACUUUAGAUGAUCCCCAGGGCUAGCUGGCUAAAUUAGUCCUGUAGGAGGUGAGGACAGGUGACCCCACCUAGGCCCGAAGUCACCCCCCACCAAAGCAGGCUCAAAGCUUCUCAAAGCUUUUCAAAAUUAUUUUCUCAGCAGCUAAGCAUCAGAAACAUUCCACUCUGCUGUAACAAAGGUAGAGAACAGUCCAUUGUUUCUCAGGCCUUUCUCAGAGCCUUUGGCCUUGCUAAAGAACCACAUUGCAACUUGCUUUCUGUCCGGGAACCAUGCCAGAACAAGAGAUUCAAACAUAUCUGAUACACUCUGAAACCCCUUUCCUGGGAAGGGUGCCAAGAGUCCACAAUAGUCCCAAGACAGCUUUCUGUACAUGCUCAGGAACCUCAACAUGGGGCAGGACUCCUGAGGGAGGAGAAAGGAGGAGGGAACUGGAAAGGGGUAUAUAUGCUUGUGCACAUGACUGUGAACUCGUGCAUGCUUUUUGUGACUUAUCACACUUGCUCCUUCUACCAGUUCAUGGAUGGUAGAAACAAAACCUUUUUCUCCGAAACUAUUCCUUGAGUGUCUGUUGACUCCCACUUCCCUUUCCCGGGCGCAAUAUUUUUCCCACCCGAGGGCAAAGCCUCAUAAGGCUACAGUCCUAUUUGGGCCAGCGAGGAGACCAGGGGAGAAUUAGCUGUGGGGUCUCAGAGCGGGUAAUCUUCAUAAAAAGGGGAGGGGGACGGAAGGAAGGGGAAUAAAAGAUCAGGCUAAGUUCAAGUUGAAAGCCAGGCGGAAUAGCUCUGUCUUACAGGCCUGACGGAAGGAGGUUAAAUCCUGCAGGGUCCUAGUCUCCUGGAACAGCAUUCCACCAGGUCGGAGCCAUCACUGAGAAGGCCCUGGCCCUGGUGGAGGAUGGUCUGACUUCCUUAGGGCCCAGGACCUCUAAACUAUGAUUAUUCAUGGACCUUAAGGUCGUCUGCAAAGCCGAGUGAUAGCUUGCGGUUGCAUGAUAGAAUUAAUGCAUUGAAAGAAUUCUUGCUGGUACUUCAUUUCAUGAACAUCACAGCAAAAUACAGCGGCCUCUUCUGGAUGCUCUUGCAAAUAUCUUCAAGAGAAGCCAGUUGUUGGGGAAUUGGAGGUGGGGAGACACCAAACAGGGUCCCCACAAGCAGCCUUGUGGGGAGAGCUUGCUUGCCAACCAAGUCCCGCAACCCUGGCCUGUGGCUGCCAGCUCUUAUUUUGCCAGGCCUGGCAGGGGGGUCAUUGUGGAGUCACCCCCCAAUCUCCUUUCUCUGUUCCUGGCAGGCUAUGGAGAGAUUCAGCACCAGCCCCUCCCACGAGUUGCUGGGCAGGAUGAGUCCCAUCGCCCCCUCCCCGCUGCCCCUCUUCCCCCGCAAGAGCCUGUCAUCGGAGACCACGGAGAGCGCCCACUAUUCCUUUGGGGAAGCGGCGCCAGGAUUCGCACACAGCUCCACCUACGGCUCGCCGUCCCCCAGCCAGCUCCUUGCACCCAGAUCCCCGCUGGGCCGCCCCACCUCUCCGCGGCCGUCCCUCUUCCUCCAGCCAGAGGUGGACCGGGCACUGCCGCCCCCCAGGCCCAAGGUGCUGCCUGUACCCUACGAGACGGCGCCCAGCCCCACGGCCUCUCCCCGCUCCCUCCGGCCCAGCCUCUCCCUGGAGCGCCAGUAUGACUACAAGACCUAUGGCGGGCCACUGGGGCGAGCCAGCUCCCCACGGAUGCCCACGGAAGGAGCUGCGCCCCAGUCCUUCUUCCCGGACCGGGUGCCGUCGCCACGGCCGCCUCUGCCGCCGCCGUAUGAGAGCCAUAGCCUGUACCCGUCGCCACCCAGCACUUUUGCACCUUUCCGGUCUCAAGGUAAAGGUCAGGCGAGGACUGAGGGGGGCGGCGGUCUGGUGUGGGGGGCAUUUUUGAGGCGGGGUGGGACUGCUCGCCUUUGGGUCAUGAGCCCAUCAGUUUCGUCAAGUUGAUGAAACAGAAUUAAUUGGAUUUUGGAUAAGUGUGCAAUUCGAAUUCUGUUGUGUUAUCAGCCUUGGCGGGUCAUGAAAUUGCUUUCUGAAUGUGGCUUCUUUAUAAUAAAGGGUAGGUUCUAAUAAAGGGUAGGUUAUAAUAAAUAUAAUAUAAUAUAAUAUAAUAUAAUAUAAUAUAAUAUAAUAUAAUAUAAUAAACAGUGGUACCUCGGGUUACAUACGCUUCAGGUUACAUUACGAUUCAGGUUACAGACCCAGAAAUAGUGCUUCAGGUUAGGAACUUUGCUUCAGGAUGAGAACAGAAAUCGUGCGGCGGCAGCGGGAGGCCCCAUUAGCUAAAGUGGUGCUUCAGGUUAAGAACAGUUUCAGGUUAAGUACAGACCUCCGGAACGAAUUAAGUACUUAACCAGAGGUACCACUGUAUAAUAUAACAUAAUAUAAUAUAAUAUAAUAUAAUAUAAUAUAAUAUAAUAAUAAAGGGUAGGUUCUGUGAGCUGCCCUGAGGCCUCUGGGUAUAGGGCAGUAUAUAGAUUCUAAUAAAUGAUGAUGAUGAUGAUGAUGAUGAUGAUGAUAAUAAUAAUAUAUUAUUUAUUAUUUAUACCCCGCCCAUCUGGCUGGGUUUCCCCAGCAACUCUGGGCGGCUUCCAACGGAAUAUUAAAAUACAAUAACCUAUUAAACAUUAAAAGCUUCCCUAAAGAGGGCUGCCUUCAGAUGUCUUCUAAAAGUCUGGUAGUUUUUCUCUUUGACAUCUGGUGGGAGGGCGUUCCACAGGGUGAGUGCCACCACUGAGAAGGCCCUCUGCCUGGUUCCCUGUAACUUGGCUUCUCGCAGGGAGGGAGCCGCCAGAAGGCCCUUGGCUCUGGACCUCAGUGUCCGGGCAGAACGAUGGGGGUGGAGACGCUCCUUCAGGUAUAAUAAUAAUAAUAAUAAUGGGCACUGGGGAUGAGCUCAAGGGGACAAUGGCUUGAAAAGCUUUGGGAGCAGCUCGGCUGUAAGGUCAGGAAAGAUGGGGUGAGCCAGAGGUUCUGCGUCAAGGGAUGGCAACGGCGUACCCCCGAGAAAGGUCCUCUGGUGGAUCUCUGAAGAUCUCUCUCUCUGCAGAUGACCUUGUGAUCCGGAGGAGGGUGCAGAAAGGGUGGAACGAAUCCGACCUGGACGUGGCGUAUGAGAAGAAGGCGACCCACCCAGUUGGUUAUGAGCGUGAGUGUUGGCUGGGGUCUCUGGAGGGAGGAGAGGAAGAGAUGUCUUGAUGCGUCAGUGGGCGGGCAGGCGGGAGGCAAAGUGGGGGGGGCAAGGAAAGGGCUUCACCCCCGGGCAUCAUGGUGCAGCAGCCAGGCUGCGGGGACACCUGCAGGGCCAGAUUAAGACCUUUAGAGACCCCCACAUAUAUAUCUAAUUCAAAAUAUAGGCAAUAAUAAACUGUCAAAUAAAAUUUUAAUUUUUGAGAUUCAAUAGAACUUACAGUAGGGAUGCAGAUGGCGCUGUGGGUUAAACCACAGAGCCUAGGACUUGCCGAUCAGAAGGCUGGCGGUUCGAAUCCCCACAACGGGGUGAGCUCCCGUUGCUCGGUCCCUGCUCCUGCCAACCUAGCAGUUCGAAAGCACAUCAAAGUGCAAGUAGAUAAUAGGUACCGCUCCGGCGGGAAGGUAAACUGCAUUUCUGUGCACUGCUCUGGUUUGCCAGAAGCGGCUUAGUCAUGCUGGCCACAUGACACGGAAAAACUGUCUGCGGACAAACGCCGGCUCCCUCAGCCACUAAAGUGAGAUGAGCACCGCAACCCCAGAGUUGGCCACGACUGGACCUAAUGGUCUGGGGUCCCGUUACCUUUUUAAAACUUACAGUAAGGUGGAAAACAAUGCCUAGAACCCACAUACCUACGGGACCGCCUCUCCUGGUAUGCCCUGCGGAGGACCUUAAGGUCCACAAAUAACAACACUUUGGAGGUCCCAAGCCUCAAGGAGGUUGGAUUGGUCUCAAGUAGGGCCAGGGCCUUUUCAGUACUGGCCCCGACUUGGUGGAACGCUCUGUCACAAGAGACUAGGGCCCUGCGGGACUUGACAUCUUUCCGCAGGGCCUGCAAGACGGAGCUGUUCCGCCUGGCCUUUGGUUUGGACUCAGUCUGACCCUUAUGUUUCUCUCCCCUUAUGUUUUUGCUCUAUGGGCUAUUAUUAAAACGAGGCUGCCUUUUAAAUUGCAUUUUUAACCUGUAUUUUAAAUUGUCUGUCCCCCCCCCCCAAUUAUGUUUUUAUUGUAAUUUUACUGGUGUUAGCCGCCCUGAGCCCGGCUCUGGCUGGGGAGGGCGGGGUAUAAAUAAAAAUUUAUUAUUGUUAUUAUUAUUUAUUAUUACUUCCACUUUCUUUAUAUUUGAAAAAAACAUUUCUCCUACUUUUUCUCAUUGCAAAGUCUUUUGGUCAGAACCUCAAAGCCAAUCUCGCGUGACACAUCUCCUCCUAUACUUGCCUUGUCGCAUUAGUUGUUUUGCUGGGAUUUCUAAUAGACUUCAGCUGAGCCAUUUCUGACCAUUAAUGGUCAAAAUCUGGCAAUGGGAAAUUUCUGUGAUUGCCCCCCCCUCUUUCCUCGAUGCCCUAAGUAAGUGCUUAUUUUGCUUAAUGGUUUAUCCAGCACUGAGCAUCCCAUCCCCAAUCAGUCUCUCUUUCUCCACCCCCCGUCCAGGAGGAGACGCCCACAUGGGGCUCCGCCAGAGCCCGGCUGGCGUCCCGCUGUCUCCUUGGAGGGAAUCGAGUUUAGACGGGGGCAUCGGGCCAAGCAAGGUAAGUUUGGGCCUGCGCGGCUCCCCUUUGGGUCUGUGGCAUUGCUGUCAACUUACAGAUUUGAAAAUAAGGGACCAGCAGCCUCGAAAAUAAGGGAUCAGCAGCCAAAAUAAGGGAUUUCCCAAGCACAGGUAUGUUCAACUUCUGAGCCCCUCCGAGCCAAAGGCAGAAAGCCCAGCCAGCAGCCAAACAAAGCCUCAAGCGGUGGUUCCCACAGCGCAGCAACCUGGCAAAGGGGAUGCAGCAAGGAAAACCACCGUCACCUCUCCGCUGGGAAGCGCUGAGCAAAGGCGAGUCCCCAGGCAAUGCGGCCGAUUUGAUCGGCACAAGGCAUGCAAGCUCCACCCCCCAGUCGUUCUUAGAUUCCUUAUUGGGUGAGCAAUGCAGCCAAGCAACACAGUUGGAGCCUCCCUCCUCCCUGGCCGGCAGGGAGGGAGGGAGAGGAGCUGCUUCCUUUGAAACCUGGGAAAUUUAAGGGACAUCAUCCAUAAGGGACAGCAGCGGGAAACGGCGCUGGGAUAAGGGACUUUCCCGCCAAAUAAGUGACGGUUGGCAGCUAUGGUCUGUGGGGUUUAUUCAUUUCACGUAUAUCCCACCUUUUUUCCCUUUCUUGUUCUCCUCCUCAUUUAAAUCUCCACGACAACCCUGCGAGGUAGGUUAGGCUGGCCCAAGGUCACCCAGGGAGCUUCAUGGCUGAGAGGAAAUUCGAACCCCAGUCUCUCCUGGUCCAGCGCUCUAACCACUACACAACACUAAUUCUCAAGGAAGACUUUCCAGGGGAGGGCGCUCAUUGGGAACCCUGCAACUAAUGGCAGGUUGAAAUCUCGGGCGAUGGUGACAAGUUAAAGUAAGGGGAGGGGAUAUAGAUUUGUAACCUCAGGGGCGAAAAAUGUAAUAGCUAGAUCUUUUGUUCAAAUCCCGCUUGCAGGUUUCCCAUAAUGGGCAUGUGGUUGGCCACUGUGAGAACAGGAGGCUGGACUAGAUUAUGUUUUUAUGGAAGUCCGCGCUCAGUAGAGCGUUGUGAAAAUAAGUGUGUAUAAGAUUAUGGAACUUCAUUAUAUUUUUUGUUUGGUUUUUUUUUUAAGAAAAAUCAAUAAAAAAGCAUUUAAAAAAAAAUAGAUUACCGUAUUUUUCGCCCUAUAGGACACACUUUUUCCCCUCCAAAAAUGAAGGGGAAAUGUGUGUGCGUCCUAUGGGGCGAAUGCAGGUGCGACCCCUCUCGCUCUCCAGGCUUCAGGAAACUAUCCGCAAGCCUUGGGAGCCCGGUGCGACUUCCCGCCGGGCUCCCAAGGCUUGCGGACAGCAGCCUGCAGCCCGAAACCCGGGGAGCUCAGCAAAGCGUGCCCCGGGCUUCGGGCAGAUAUCCGCAAGCCUGGAGAGCCCGACGGAAAUUCCCGCCGGGCUCCCAAGGCUUGCGGAUAGCAGCCUGUUCCGCCCCAGCCCCGCAAGCUCCGGGAGCGAUGGCGAGGUUGCGCAACCUCGCCAUCGCUCCCGGACCCGUUCUGGGGGCUGGGGGCGGGGGAAGCUCAGGCUUCCCCCGCCCCCAGCCCCGCAAGCUCCGGGAGCGAUGGCGAGGUUGCUCUUUGGGGCUUGGGGGGGGGAAUAAUCCCCCCUUUAUUCCCCCCCCAAAAUAGGUGUGCCCUAUGGGCCGGUGCGCCCUAUAGGGCGAAAAAUACGGUAUGUUUUUAUGGAACCUCCAGGUCCAGGGGCAGUCUAUCUAGGUUCCUAGUUUGUUAGGGCCACUACAAAAACAGGGACUUAGAUGGGAUGUCUCACCUCUCUUUGCUUCCUCUCCCCUAGGAGGAGCAUUAUGGGAUGCACAGCGCCACCUUGCCCAGGAAUUACAAGGUCUCCCCGCUCGCCAGCGAGCGCCGCCCGGACACCUCCUUCCGCCGCUCCCUCCCCAGCAACCCGACGGGAACCCUGCCCCGCAACUGGCAGCCCAUCUCCCGCAUCCCCAUGCCGCCCCCCAACCCGCAGGGCAGCCUCCCCAAGCGCCACAAACCCCUGCCGCUCUCCAUGAUCUUCCGGCUGCAGAACGCCUUCUGGGAGUACGGGGCAGCUGGGCAGAAGUUCCCCCUUCCCCAGGGCCCCCCAGGCUCCUCGCUUUUCCUCCGCUCCCUCCACAAGCAGCUGAUGCAGCCCACUCUGCCCCAGAGCCAGCACCACCUGCGCAUGGCCUCGCUUGGGAGCGAAGGUAAGCGUCUUGCGGCAGCGAAAGAGGCUAAUACUAUUCUUGGCUGCAUCAACUCACUUCUGCCUCUGUCUUCUGCCUUAGUCAGUCCAUACCUGAAAUGCUGUGUCCAAUUCAGAGCAUCACAAUUUAAGAAGGAUGUUGACAAGGUAGAAUGUGGGCAGAGGAGGGCAACCAAGAUGAUCAAGGGUCUGGAAACAAAGCCUGAUGAGGAGCGGUUGAAGGACUUGGGUCUGUUUAGCCUGGAAAAGAGGAGACUUGAGAGGGGAUAGGAUAGCCAUCUUCACAUAUCUGAAGGGCUGCCCCAUGGAGGAUGGAGAAAGCUUGCUUUCCCCUGCUCCAGAGAGGAGGACCCGAACCAAUGAAUUGAUGUUACAGUGGAACCUCGGUUUUCGAACGUAAUGUUCCAAAAUGUUCAAAAAACUGAAAAAUGAAAGUGGAAGCCUCAGUACAAUAGGGAAACUCAAAACUGAAGUUGUGCGGAAGCUGUUGGGCUUCCAAGUAUCGUUUGAAAACUGAAGCAGUUACAUCUGGGUUUUCGGCGUUCGAGUUCUGAAACGUUCGUCAACGGAGACGUUCGAGAACUGAGGUUCCACUGUACAGGGGUACCUCUGGUUGUGAAUGGGAUCCGUUCCGGAGGCCCAUUCACAACCUGAACAGAACGCAACCCGCAUCUGCACGUGCAGCGAUUCACUGCUUCUGCGCAUGUGCAUGACGUCAUUUUGCACAUCUGCGCAUGUGCGAGCAGCGAAACCUGGAAGUAACCCGUUCCGUUACUUCCGGGUCACCGCUGGACGCAACCUGAGAACGCUCAACCUGAAGCAAACAUAACAUGUUGAUGCUGACCUUUAAAGCCCUAAAUGGCCUCGGUCCAGUAUAUCUGAAGGAGCGUUUCCACCCCCAUCGUUCUGCCCGGACACUGAAGUCCAGUGCCGAGGGCCUUCUGGCGGUUCCCUCAUUGCGAGAAGCCAAGUUACUGGGAACCAGGCAGAGGGCCUUCUCAGUGGUGGCGAGAACAACAACUACUAGACUUUUAGAAGACAUCUGAAGGCAGCCCUUUUUAGGGAAGCUUUUCAUAGAAUCAUAGAAUCAUAGAGUUGGAAGAUACCACAAGGGCCAUCGAGUCCAACCCCCUGCCAAGCAGAAAACACCAUCAGAGCACUCCUGACAUAUGGUUGUCAAGCCUCUGCUUAAAGACCUCCAAAGAAGGAGACUCCACCACACUCCUUGGCAGCAAAUUCCACUGUCGAACAGCUCUUACUGUCAGGAAGUUCUUCCUAAUGUUUAGGUGGAAUCUUCUUUCUUGUAGUUUGGAUCCAUUGCUCCGUGUCCGCUUCUCUGGAGCAGCAGAAAACAACCUUUCUCCCUCCUCUAUGUGACAUCCUUUUAUAUAUUUGAACAUGGCUAUCAUAUCACCCCUUAACCUCCUCUUCUCCAGGCUAAACAUGCCCAGCUCCCUUAGCCGUUCCUCAUAAGGCAUCGUUUCCAGGCCUUUGACCAUUUCGGUUGCCCUCCUCUGGACACGUUCCAGUUUGUCAGUGUCCUUCUUGAACUGUGGUGCCCAGAACUGGACACAGUACUCCAGGUGAGGUCUGACCAGAGCAGAAUACAGUGGCACUAUUACUUCCUUUUAAUGCUUUUAAUGUUUAAUAGGUUAUUGUAUUUUAAUAUUUGGUUGGAAGUUGCCCAGAGUGGCUGGGGAAGCCCAGCCAGAUGGGCGGGGUAUAAAUAAUAAAUUAUUAGUAUUAUUAUGAGGUAUGACUGUAUAAGAAAGGAGAUUCUGACUAAAGAUCAGGAAUAAGCUUCUGAAUGGAAGAGCUGUUUGGCAGUAGAACCCUUGGGAGCUUGUGGACUCUCCUUCUUUGGAGGUUUUUAAGCAGAGGUUGUGUGGCCAUCUGCCAAUGAUGCUUUAGCUGAGAUUCCUGCAUUGCAGUGGGUUGGACUGGAUGACCCCAGGGGUCCCUUCCGACGCCGCAACUCCAGCAUUCGUUUCCCAGGAAGCGCUCCCUUCCCUAGGAACGGCAUCCCCAGCGGUGACCCCUCUCUUCUUUCUCUUCCAGGGAACGGCGUCGCCAAAGCGGCCAGCCCCCCGUCCGAGCCCGUCCGCAUCGUCCCCAUCGUCUUGACCGGGGGCGACGCAGAGGCCGAGUUAGAGAACCUCCUUCCGGGAGGGGAGCCGGCCGAAGCGGAAGAGGUCCCCCGGCCUCUGAGCCCCACCCGCCUCCAGCCUCUGCUGCCCCCCGAGGCCCAGAAAGUGCCCGAGUUUGAGGAGGUGGCGCGGGUCUUGGCCGAGAUGCCCCGGCCCCUGAAACGCCGCGGAUCCAUGGAGCAGUGCCCCGGCCCCGUCUUGCCCCCCACCCACAAGAACCAGUACCGCCAGAUCAUCAGCCGCCUCUUCCACCACCAUCCCCGCAAGGAGGACGCUGGCAUGGCCGGAGAAGCGUCCCCGCAGGCGGAGCUCUCGCCCAUCACCGAGGCCAUGGAGCAGAAGGCGCCUGGAGCUGUCGUGGCCCCCAUUCCAGCAGCCCCCCUGCCACCAAUGCCGGCACCCCCCAUCCCGCCUCCGCCUCUGCCAGAGAGCCCAGUGAGCUUCAGUCCUUUGCCCAGUCCGGUAGGUCUAUGGCAGGGGUGGGGCCGCAUUGCCUUGUGGGCAAGCUUCUGGGGUCCGCAUGUGGGUGGGCCAAGGGCUGCAUUAUUAUCAUUAUUUAUGAAAUUUCUGAGGCUCAACAAUUUAAGAAUCAUUUGAUUGGGCUGAAUUUCCGCCCAAGCAGUUCACUUUUAAGAACCGGUGCACAACCGUGCUUUCCUUUUUCUUCCUCCCUCCCCAUUCCUUUUUCCUUUUGUGCCAUUUCCUUUCGGGACUGGCAGUUGCUGGGGCUGGAAGGAAAAGCUGGGCGGAGCGAUGGGAGGAGGUCUCUUGCCUUUGCACGGUGGGUGGCACUCCAGGCAAAGGCACAUGCACAAACACAAGCGUGCAAACACAAGCGUGCCGCCACCCACCCCACAAACACACUCGCCUCUUCAUGCGGGCAGGCAAGGACACACUCCAGCCAAGCAAAAACACUUGGCUGAGGGUGCGGAUCAGGGCCUUUGAGUCCGAUGCAGAGGCUUGUGAGGCUGCAUCCAGCCCAGGGGCCUGAGAUGUCCCAUCCCUGAUCUCUGCCUUAAAUGCAAUUUCUGCCCACAUUAGAAAGUGGGCACCUUCAUUUGGCCUGUAAAGCACAUGGCAACUGGCCUGCCAUUCAAUAGAAUAGAAUAGAAUAGAAUAGAAUUUAUUAUUUAUACCCCGCCUAUCUGGCUGGGCUUCCCCAGCCACUCUGGGCAGCUUCCAACAAAGUAUUAAAAUACAGUAGUCUGUUAAACAUUAAAAGCUUCCCUAAACAGGGCUGCCUUCAGAUGUCUUCUAGCAGUCUGGUAGUCUUGUUCUCUUUGAUAUCUGAUGGGAGGGCGUUCCACAGGGCGGGUGCCUGUAACCUUACUUCUCGCAGUGAGGAACCGCCAGAAAGCCCUUGGAGCUGGACCUCAGCAUCCGGGCAGAACGAUGGGGGUGGAGACGCUCCUUCAGGUAUCCUGGGCCUUUGAGGCCGUUUAGGGCUUUAAAGGUCAACACCAGCACUUUGAAUUGUGCCUGGAAACGUACUGGGAGCCAAUGUAGGUCUUUCAAGACCGGUGUUAUAUGGUCUCGGCGGUCGCUGCCAGUCAAUAGUCUAGCUGCCGCAUUCUGGAUUAGUUGUAGUUUCUGGGUCACCUUCAAAGGUAGCCCCACGUAGAGCGCAUUGCAGUAGUCCAAGCGGGAGAUAACCAGAGCAUGCACCACUCUGGCGAGACAGUCUGCGGGCAGGUAGGGUCUCAGCCUACGUACCAGAUGGAGCUGGUAGACAGCUGCCCUGGACACAGAACUGACCUGCACCUCCAUGGACAGCUGUGAGUCCAAAAUGACUGCGCACCUGGUCCUUCAGGGGCACAGUUGCCCCAUUCAGGACCAGGGAGUCCUCCACACCUGCCCGCCUCCUGUCCCCCCAAAACAGUCCUUCUGUCUUGUCAGGAUUCAACCUCAACCUGCUACCUGCCAUCCAUCCUCCAACCGCCUCCAGACACUCACACAGGACCUUCACCUCCUUCACUGGUUCUGAUUUGAAAAAGAGGUAGAGCUGGGUAUCAUCCGCAUAUUGGUGGACACCCAGCCCAAACCCCCUGAUGAUCUCUCCCAGCGGCUGCAUGUAGAUGUAUCCACAUUCAGUAUGACUCCCACAUUCCCCAGCCAGUACAGUUACGGGAUACUGGGGCUGAUGGGAGUUACAACCAAAGAAUCGCAGAGUUGGAAGGGGCUCCUGGGGGUCAUCUAGUCCAACCCCCGGCAAUGCAGGAAUCUCGACGAAAGCAUCCGUGACAAUGGAUUGCGUGGGUCGUAGCCUAAAACAUCUGGAGGACACCAGGUUGUCGAUGAGGACUGCGGUGUAGUGACCCACAUGAAACUGGGAGGUGCCUCUGCCCAUGUGCAGAGGGCUUCUCCUCCCAACACCAGAAAGGCUGAGCUAAACAGAACAGGUCACGGGAGAGAACAAACACCCCCCUGUUCUCUGUCUCUGUGCAUGGAAGCCCAGAGAGCGGCUGCCUGCCAGAGUUGACAAUGUUGGCCUACAUGGAGCCUGUCGUUGUUCUGUCUCUCGUGGCUACAGUGAAACUACCAUUGGGAUGGUGGACUGGUCAUUUCCUCGUUGGAGGGCAGGCGGGCGGAUUUAGCGGGGGAUCAAAUACUGAUCACUGUAGUUACAAAAAGCAGCAAAAAAAGCAGUAAGAUCCUAGCCGUAUCACAGUCAAAGUACAAGAUAAACACUUCUUUUAAACUGCUUUUUAAUUGCAUUUUCUUAAAAAAAUGUUUUUAACUCUUUUAAUGGGGUUAUUCGGCUGUUUAUGUUUCUGUUUUGUUUAUGUGUUUCGUGUUUUUAUAUUGUAAUUUUGCCUUGUGAACCACCCUGAGACCUGUGGGUAUAGGCGGUAUAUUAAUUUAAUUAAUAAUAAUAAUAAUAAUAAUAAUUUAUUAUUUAUACCCUGCCCAUCUGGCUGAGUUUCCCCAGCCACUCUGGGUGGCUCCCAAUCAAGUAUUAAAAAUAAUACAGCUUCAAACAUUAAAAGCUUCCCUAAACAGGGCUGCCUUCAGAUGUCUUCUAAAAGUCUGGUACUUGUUGUUCUCUUUGACAUCUGGUGGGAGGGUGUUCCACAGGGCAGGCGCCACUACCGAGAAGGCCCUCUGCCUGGUUCCCUGUAACUUGGCUUCUCGCAAUGAGGGAACUGCCAGAAGGCCCUCAGUGCUGGACCUCAGUGUCCGGGUUAAACAAUGGGGGUGGAGACGCUCCUUCAGGUAUACUGGACCGAGGCCGUUUAGGGCUUUAAAGGUCAGCACCAACACUUUGAAUUGUGCUCGGAAAUGUACUGGGAGCCAAUGCAGAUCUCUCAGGACCGGUUUUAUGUGGUCCCGGCGUCUGCUCCCAUUCACCAGUCUAGCUGCCGCAUUCUGGAUUAAUUGCAGUUUCCAGGUCACCUUCAAAGGCAGAUAGCUAGAGCAUGCACCACUUAAUAAUAAUAAAUGGAGCCAAAGAGACUAAACCUGCGAGACCUCGAACCCAGUCCCUGGCUGUCCCUUGUAGCUGUGCUGUAAUUAUUGACUAGAGAGCACUCUGCACCUGCUCAGAGGCACUUGUGGCCUUUAAAAAAACAACACGCUGGAUUGAGCUUUGGCUUCGAAAGGCAGAGGGAGUGGGGACUGGCUGUGUGGGGGUUGUUGGCCCUUCCCAAGGCGGCCUCCCUGCUGAUGGCUGCCUGCCCUUUGCCAUUCAACAGGAGAAGCGUUCAGUGCUGCGCAAGGCGGCCUCCCCACGGAAGCGGCUGUCAAAGAGGGCGCGACUCAACCCCCUGGUGCUGCUGCUGGAUGCGGCCCUGACCGGCGAGUUGGAAGUCGUGAAGGAAGCCAUGAAGGAGGUGAGUUUUUUUGGGGGGGGGGCUUAUCUUUGGGGACAACCAAAAAUAUCAACAACCUCAGACAUGCAGAUGACACAACAUUGACAGUAGAAAGUGAGGAGGAAUUAAAGAACCUUUUAGUGAGGGUGAAAGAGGAGAGCGCAAAAUAUGGUCUGAAGCUCAACAUCAAAAAAACGAAGAUCAUGGCCACUGGGCCCAUCACCUCCUGGCAAAUAGAAGGGGAAGAAAUGGAGGCAGUGAGAGAUUUUACUUUCUUGGGCUCCAUGAUCACUGCAGAUGGGGACAGCAGCCACCAAAUUAAAAGGCGCCUCUUUGUGACCCCCUGGACCAGAGCACGGCAGGCACUCCUGUCUUCCACGGCCUCCCGCAGUUUGGUCAAACUCAUGUUCAUAGCUUCGAGAACACUGUCCCACCAUCUCGUCCUCUGCUGUCCCCUUCUCCUUGUGCCCUCCAUCUUUCCCAACAUCAGGGUCUUCUCCAGGGAGUCUUCUCUUCUCCUGAGGUGGCCAAAGUCUUGGAGCCUCAGCUUCAGGAUCUGUCCUUCCAGGGAGCACUCAGGGCUGAUUUCCUUCAGAAUGGAGAGGUUUGAUCUUCUUGCAGUCCAUGGGACUCUCAAGAGUCUCCUCCAGCACCAUAAUUCAAAAGCAUCAAUUCUUUGGUGAUCAGCCUUCUAUAUGGUCCAGCUCUCACUUCCAUACAUCACUACUUGGAAAACCAUAGCUUUAACUAUACGGACCUUUGUUGGCAAGGUGAUGUGUCUGCUUUUUAAGACGCUGUCUAGGUUUGUCAUUGCUUUCCUCCCAUGAAGCAGGCGUCUUUUAAUUUCGUGACUGCUGUCACCAUCUGCAGUGAUCAUGGAGCCCAAGAAAGUAAAAUCUCUCACUGCCUCCAUUUCUUCCCCUUCUAUUUGCCAGGAGGUGAUGGGCCCAGUGGCCAUGAUCUUAGUUUUUUUGAUGUUGAGCUUCAGACCAUAUUUUGCGCUCUCCUCUUUCACCCUCAUUUCCUGGAGCAGGAACCAGCAAGCCGCUCCAGUAUCCCUGCCAAGAAAACUCCAUGGACAAAGACAACAGGCUACCAAUCUAGAUGGCUUUAAAAGAGGACUGCACAAAUUCAUGGAGGGCUAUUGACGGCUUCUGGCCACAAUGGCUGUACUCAGUGUCCUUAGCAGAAGGCAACAAUGCGUUGCUGGAAACCGCAGGAGGGGAGAGUUGCUCUUGUGUUUCUCUUUGGACAUCUGGUCAGACCCUGUGAGAACAGGUCGCUGGACCAGAUGGGCCCCUUUUGGCCCGGCCCAACAGCCUCUUCUCAAGUGGCAGGGAGUUCCACAGUUUGCACUGCGUGAAGAAGGAUUUUAUUUUAUCGGUCCUGAAUCUUCCAAUGUUCAGCAUCCUUGGAUGCCCACAAGUCCAGGAGAGAGGCAGGGAAUCCUUUCCCUUCUUUCUCCUUGGCAUGCGUCGUUUUAUAAACUCAUGUUGCUUCUGACACGCCUUUAAUUUCUCCACUUUUUCAGUGCCAUGUGUAGUUUUGUGAGCUUCCAUCACGUCCCUUCUUGGUCACCUUUUCUCUGACCUUAACAUAUUCAUGUGGUUUUUGCCAUAGGACUUUUGUGGCUCUGAUACAGUGGUACCUUGGUUCUCGAACUUAAUCCGUUCCAGAAGUCCAUUCCAAAACCAAAGCAUUCCAAAACCAAGGCACACGUUCCCAUAGAAAGUAAUGCAAAACGGAUCAAACCGUUCCAGAUUUUUUAAAAUAACCCCUAAAACAGCAAUUGAACAUGAAUUUUACUAUUUAACGAGACCAUGGAUCCAUAAAAUGAAAGCAAUAAUCAAUGUACUGUACUAUAAAAUAAAUAAGACGGUAUUGUAGAUGAUAAAAAUAAUAAUUUUUUUCUUACUUGCACUGAUGAUCAUCAUUGUUUGGAUGGGGGGCUUGUAUCCAUUUACACAGUCACACAGUCAGUCAGUAGCUGAACUGGGUUCCACACAGUCGCAAAAACAAAUUAAAUGAAAAAGCCUCAAAAACAAAAACACCAAAUAAAUAGCAAAAGCGAAAGCGCCAAACGUAAUCCAUUCUGGAAGCUCAUUUGACUUCCGAAAUGUUCGAAAACCAAGGCGCAGCUUCUGAUUGGUGCAGGUGCCCCGGAAACAAUAGCCGACCGGCGCAUUGGAUGUUUGGUUUCAGAAAAACAUUUGAAAACUGGAACACGUCCAGGUUUACGGCGUUUGGGAACCAAGGCAUUUGAGAACUAAGGCGUUUGAGAACCAAGGUACCACUGUAGCGGUAUAGGAUUAUUAUCAUAAGUAAAAUAAAACCAUGGGAGCUGAAAGACACACAAGCACACGGACCCUCCAAAAGUGCAUUUUCCUGCUUCUCCCCCCAGCUGAACGACCCGAGUCAGCCCAACGACGAGGGCAUCACUGCUCUCCACAAUGCCAUCUGCGGUGCCAACUACAACAUCGUGGACUACCUGAUCAACAUUGGGGCCAACGUCAACUCCCCGGACAGCCAUGGAUGGUGAGCUUUUUUUUUAUUUAUCCAAAAAUCCUCAAAGCAGCUUACUAAAAGAAGCUAAAACAAUUAAAUUGUUGCUCUUAGGAUUCUUGGGUUUUCCUUGUUUUGCAUUUUCAUUAUGCGUUCUGUGUCUUUUAGAGCAUAAUUUUAUGUUGUGAACCACCCUUCAGGUAUAGGAAGGUGUACAUAUGUAAUAAAUAAAAUAAUAAUAGUACAGUGGUACCUCAGGUUAAGUACUUAAUUCGUUCUGGAGGUCCGUUUUUAACCUGAAACUGUUCUUAACCUGAAGCACCACUUUAGCUAAUGGGGCCUCCUGCUGCCACCACGCCACCAGAGCACGAUUUCUGUUCUCAUCCUGAAGCAAAGUUCUUAACCUGAAGCACAAUUUCUGGGUUAGCGGAGUCUGUAACCUGAAGCGUAUGUAACCUGAAGCGUAUGUAACCCGAGGUACCACUGUAAAGGUAAAGGGACCCCUGACCAUUAGGUCCAGUCGUGGCCGACUCUGGGGUUGCGGCGCUCAUCUCACUUUAUUGGCCGAGGGAGCUGGCGUACAGCUUCCGGAUCAUGCGGCCAGCAUGACUAAGCCGCUUCUGGCGAACCAGAGCAGCGAAUGGAAACGCCGUUUACCUUCCUGCCGGAGCGGUACCUAUUUAUCUACUUGCACUUUGACGUGCUUUCGAACUGCUAGGUUGGCAGGAGCAGGGACCGAGCAACAGGAGCUCACCCCGUCGUGGGGAUUCGAACCGCCAACCUUCUGAUAGGCAAUUCCUAGGCUCUCUGGUUUAACCCACAGCGCCACCCGCGUCCUAAAAUAAUAAUAAUACGAUAUUUAGAAAGUUACAAUAACAAUCGCCUAAAAAGAAAAAAUGGCCCAGUUUUCUGAGCAGCCGGGUGGGCUUGUCUAAACAAGGACGUUUUUAGCAAGGGCCGAAAGGGCUUUACAGCAAAGGCGCCUGUCUUAUCAUGAGGCAGGGAGUUCCGAAGUGUAGGCACUGCCGCAGUAAGCCAUCUACAGAUGCAGAACGGAGAAUAUGGGGCACCUGGGACAGGGCCAGAUCCACCGACCUGAGUGGGUGUUUGUGGGGUGAAAUGAUCUCACAGACAAACCGGUUUCCCAAGUUGUUAAGGGCUUUGUGUACUAGUUAUUAACACCUUCAACCUGGCAGCGAGUGCGGAUCUCUGAGCACAGGUGUUCUAUCCUGGCAAGCCCUUGGCUUUUGUCAGCAAUCGGGCUGCAGCUAUUCCCUGGGGGAAGGUAGGAAGUGCAGCUGCAAUGCUCCACAGCUUCCUUCUCUUCCUACAUUCCCGCCAUCCCCCAGGAGGAAGCUGCAGAACCACAGAACUGUAGAGCUGGAAGGGAACCCUAGUGGCCAUCUAGUCCAACCCCAGCAAUGCAGGAAUCACAGUUAAAUUGUUAUUAUUAUUAUUAUUAUUAUUAUUAUUAUUAUUUAUUUAUUUAUACCCCGCCCAUCUGGCUGAGUUUCCCCAGCCACUCUGGGCGGCUCCCAAUCAAAACAGUACAGCAUUAAAUAUUAAAAACUUCCCUAAACAGGGCUGCCUUCAGAUGUCUUUUCAAAAGAAGAUAGCUGCUUAUUUCCUUCACAUCUGAAGGGAGGCUGUUCCACAGGGCGGGCGCCACCACUGAGAAGGCUCUCUGCCUGGUUCCCUGUAACCUCGCUUCUUGUAAUGAGGGAACCGCCAGAAGACCCUCAGUGCUGGACCUCAGUGUCCGGGCUGAACGAUGGGGGUGGAGACGCUCCUUCAGGUAUACAGGACCGAGGCUGUUUAGGGCUUGAAAGGUCAGCACCAACACUUUGAAUUGUGCUCGGAAACGUACUGGGAGCCAGUAGGUCUUUCAGGACCAGUGUUAUGUGGUCUCGGCGGCUGCUCCCAGUCACCAGUCUAGCUGCCGCAUUCUGGAUUAAUUGUAGAUUCCGGCUCACCUUCAAAGGUAGCCCCACGUAGAGCGCAGUGCAGUAGUCAAAGCGAGAGAUAACCAGAGCAUGCACCACUCUGGCGAGACAGUGCGCGGGCAGAUAGGGUCUCAUCCUGCGUACCAGGUGGAGCUGGUAGACAGCCACCCUGGACACAGAAUUAACCUGCGCCUCCAUGGACAGCUGUGAGUCCAAAAUGACUCCCAGGUUGCGCACCUGGUUCUUCAGGGGCACGGUUACUCUGUUCAGGACCAGGGAAUCCCCCACACCCGUCCGCCAUGAACAGGGCACACACACACACACACCUUAACCGAGCUUGGGUGUUUUUCCACCCCCCCUCUCUUUCCCAGGACACCCCUGCACUGCGCUGCCUCCUGCAACGACACGGCCAUCUGCGUAGCCCUGGUCAAGCACGGAGCGGCCAUUUUCGCCACCACUUUCAGCGACGGCAGCAUGGCCAUUGAGAAGUGCGACCCGUACCGUGAGGGCUACAGCGACUGCUUCAGCUACCUGGCAGGUGAGGCGGCAGGAGGGCACAUGGGAAAGGCACCAGGAAGUCCUUUUUUAAAAAAAUAAAAUAAUAGCAACUUGUAUUAAAUUUUCCAUUUUAACAAUCCACUCAAAUCACAUUAAAUAUUCCAAAUUAUACAUACUGUUGUUUAGUCGUUUAGUCGUGUCCGCCUCUUCGUGACCCCCUGGACCAGAGCAGGCCAGGCCCUCCUGUCUUCCACUGCCUCCCGCAGUUUGGUCAAACUCAUGCUGGUAGCUUCGAGAACACUGUCCAACCAUCUCGUCCUCUGUCGUCCCCUUCUCCUUGUGCCCUCCAUCUUUCCCAACAUCAGGGUCUUUUCCAGGGAGUCUUCUCUUCUCAUGAGGUGGCCAAAGUCUUGGAGCCUCAGCUUCAGGAUCUGUCCUUCCAGUGAGCACUCAGGGCUGAUUUCCUUAAGAAUGGGAAAUUAUACAUAUACAUUUCAUACAGGUAAUCCAAAUAUUCUGCCGAAUUAUAAAUCUUUUGCUGGGGCUUCCCAUGCUUUGAGUUCAGGGGUGGGCUCUGAUCAUCUCAUAUCUCUGCUGCUUUUGAUAGUCAUUUCUAAUAGUUCCAGUGUGGUGUAGUGGUUAAGAGCGGUAGAUUUGUAAUCUGGGGAACUGGGUUUGCGUCUCCGCUCCUCCACAUGCAGCUGCUGGGUGACCUUGGGCCAGUCACACUUCUGUGAAGUCUCUCAGCCCCACUCACCUCACAGAAUGUUUGUUGUGGGGGCGGAAGGAAAAGGAGAUUGUUAGCCGCUUUGAGACUCCUUCGGGUAGUGAUAAAGCGGGAUAUCAAAUCCAAACUCUUCUUCUUCUUCUUCUUCCUGUUGCUUUCCUUCUUUCACUGCCUCUGAGCUGUUUCCACAAGCGAGCUGAAGUAAAAUGAUAUGUUUCUGUGUGGAUGCACCGGAAAGUCCUGUGUCACACAGCUGCAAAACAUUUCCAUGUCCUAAAUUAUACAUAUCGCAGCUGCAAAUUUAGUCUGGCGAUUUUUCCCAGACGGGGCAAAACAAACAAACGGGCUAUGGGUCUCUGAGUUGUGGGGAGAAGCUGUUGGAUCAGGCCAAAGGGGGCCCACCUAGUCCACCCUCCUGCCCUCACGGUGGCCAAAUACCCCUAAGAACCUGGGGAUCUGGAUAGACUGCUCCUGGACCUGGAGGUUCCAUGCGGACAUACCAAGAGCAUGUCUGCUGGAUCAGGCCCAUCUGCUCCAAUGUCCUCUUCUCUCAGUGGCCAAUGAGGUUCCCCCAAAGUGGAAACUCUCAAACAGGACCCCUGAGCACAAGGGCAAUUCUCUACCCACCCCGGUUUCCAGCAAGUGGUGUUUGGAAGCAGGCACCCCCAAAUUCGGCCCUCCAGCUGUUUUGGGACUACAACUCCCAUCAUCCCUAGCUAAUAGCACCAGUGGUCAGGGAUGAUGGGAAUUGUAGUUUCAAAACAGCUGGAGGGCCGAGUUUGGGGGUGCCUGGCAGAGCAUGUUGUUGCUGUUGUUUAGUCGUGUCCGACUCUUCGUGACCCCCUGGACCAGAGCACGCCAGGCACUCCUGUCUUCCACUGCCUCCCGCAGUUUGGUCAAACUCAUGUUCGUAGCUUCGAGAACACUGUCCCACCAUCUCGUCCUCUGUCGUCCCCUUCUCCUUGUGGCCUCAAUCUUUCCCAACAUCAGGGUCUUUUCCAGGGAGUCUUCUCUUCUCCUGAGGUGGCCAAAGUCUUGGAGCCUCAGCUUCAGGAUCUGUCCUUCCAGUGAGCACUCAGGGCUGAUUUCCUUCAGAAUGGAGAGGUCUGAUCUUCUUGCAGCCCAUGGGACUCUCAAGAGUCUCCUCCAGCAUCAGAAUUCAAAAGCAUCCAUUCUUCGGCAAUCAGCCUUCUUGAUGGUCCAGCUCUCACUUCCAUACAUCACUACUGGGAAAACCAGAGCUUUAACUAUACGGACCUUUGUUGGCAAGGUGAUAUCUCUGCUUUUCAAGAUGCUGCCUAGGUUUGUCAUUGCUUUCCUCCCAAGAAGCAGAGCACCCGACACUACAAUUCUAGGAUUCAGAUGGUGGGCGGCAGUGAAGUCAUGAGUUUUGAAUGAAUGUUGAUCCACAUUUUGGGGGGCUCCCCAUUCCUCUUUGCAGAUGUUGAGCAGAACAUGGGGCUGAUGAACAACGGGGUGGUCUACGCCUUGUGGGAUUAUAGCGCUGAGUUCAGCGACGAGCUGUCUUUCCGCGAGGGCGAGCCGGUCACCGUCUUGCGCCACGACAACCCCGACGAAACAGACUGGUGGUGGGCAUCUCUCUACGGCCAGGAGGGCUACGUGCCCAAGAACUACUUUGGGGUGAGUGUUCAAGACACGCGCGAGGAUGCGAUGGGAGUUUUGCAGGCUACGAAGGACUCGUUCACAAAUAUGUUGACAGCUGCACGGAUUAUUAUAGCUAGCAAGUGGAAGGGGCAAGCAGAAUAUAAAAUGGAAGAAUGGAAUAAAGAGGUGUGGGAUUUAGCUGUUAAUGAUAAAUUAACAUGUGCCAUUAAGGUAAGACGGGGAAUAUGCAGGAGUAUUGAUUUUGAGGAGAUAUGGAAGGUGUUUGUAGAAUUUGUACUGUUAAAACAGAAAGGGGUCAAACCAUCGCAAGAGGCGUUGAAAAUCUGGGAGGCUGGAAAGUUACAAUAGUUAUUCUUAUUUAUUUAGGAUUAUUACUUUGUCAAAAAGAAAAAUAAUUUUUAAAAGACAUACACAUGUGCGAGGGUCCUUUGUUUAUGCUUAAUAAUAAUAAUAAUAAUAAUAAUAUACCCCACCCAUCUGGCUGAGUUUCCCCAGCCACUCUGGGGGACGCCCAACCAAAUAUUAAAAACACAAUAAAACAUCAAACAUUAAAAACCUCCCUAAACAGGGCUGCCUUCAGAUGUCUUCUAAACGUCAGAUAGUUGUUUAUUUCCUUGACUUCUGAUGGGAGGGUGUUCCACAGGGCGGGUGCCACCACCAAGAAGGCCCUGUGCCUGGUUCCCUGUAACCUCACUUAUCGCAGGGAGGGAACCGCCAGAAGGCCCUUGGCGCUGGACCACAGUGUCCAGGCUGAACGAUGGGGGUGGAGAUGCUCCUUCAGGUAUACUGGGCCUUUGAGGCCAUUUAGUGCUUUCAAGGUCAGCACCAACACUUUGAAUUGUGCUCGGAAACGUACUGGGAGCCAAUGCAGAUCUCUCAGGACUGGUGUUAUGUGGUCUUGGCGGCUGCUCCCAGUCACCAGUCUAGCUGCUGCGUAAAAGCACCUGGGUGAGCCUCUGCUUACGUUGUUAACCAGCGAUGAGCUUCCUGCGGCCACCAGGAUCCAGCCUGGCGUGCUGGUUUCUCUGCCUUGCUGGGCUUGCUCCGUUCCAAAAUACGCAACUCACCUGUGCUUCUCUCCUCCGCAGCUCUUCCCCAGGGUGAGGCCGCAGCAGAGGAAGGCGUGACAUUUCGGAGGGAGGAACCCCGUCGCUGCCAUCCCAGGAGGAACCUGAGGAAUGUGCCUGGACAGGAUCCCGAAGAACAGCUUCGCAGUGCGGAUGAAUCGCCUUGCCUGCCUCAGGAGGGCGGCUGUCUGGCAUCCUCAGAUGCGCUGUAUUGGUGGAGGGAAGGGAGAGACAUGAGAAGAUGGCGAAUCCUUGGCUCUCUCGCUCUGUGUGUGUGUGUGUGUGUGUGUGUGUGUGUGUGUGUGUGUGUCUGGAAAAGCAUGCCUAAAAGGAGAGGGUCUGACCUGAUUUUUUUUUUUUUUUACUAUCUGCCUUCCUCUCCUCCUGCUUCCGUUAAGGACCUGCCAUGACGCUAGGAAGGGUGAUAGUAUUUCAUAGCUGUCAACCUUCCCUUUUUUUGCGGAGAAUUCCCUUAUCCCAGCGCCGUUUCCCGCUGCUUCCUGCUGCUAUCCCGGAUUGUUAGAUAUCCCAUAGACUGUCCCUGGGACAGGUGAGGCUGCUGAUCCCUUAUUUUUGAGGCUGCUGAUCCCUUAUUUUCAAAUUUGAAAGUUGACAGCUAUGGUAUUUUUUUAUUGUUUUGCAUAGAAUUGUAGUGUUAUAAGGGAGUCCCUGGGACGUGAGUGGUGCUGUGGGUUAAACCACAGAGCCUAGGACUUGUUGAUCAAAGUCGGCAGUUCGAAUCCCCCUGACGGGGUGAGCUCCCGUUGUUCAGUCUCUGCUCCUGCCAACCUAGCAGUUUGAAAGCACGUCAAAGUGCAAGUAGAUAAAUAAGUACCGCUCCAGCGGGAAGGUAAACGGCGUUGCGUUGCUCUGGUUCGCCAGAAGCGUCUUAGUCCUGCUGGCCACAUGACCCAGAAGCAGUACGCCGGCUCCCUUGGCCAGUAAAGCGAGAUGAGCGCCACAACCCCAGAGUCGUCCAUGACUGGACCUAACAGUCAGGGGUCCCUAUACCUUUACCUUUAAGGGAGUCCCUGAGAGGCAUCUAGCCCAACCCCCUCAGCUGAGGAAUCCCUGGUGGAUGGGAAUCCCAAUCUCCAAGGAAGGAAAGCCCCCAUCACUUAGGAUUCCAGCUCCAGCGGCUGGAAGGUUUUUGCCCCAUUCAUCCAAACGAAAAUUCAGAUGUUGGGGUGACUAAUUGAUUUGCCCAAGGGGUACAUAGCGCACCUCUGGGGGAAUCCUUCCCAUAAAUCCAACCACUGCUGGAGCAGCCUUGCCUCUCAAAGAGAUUGCCCCCAUCCCUCCCUCCCAGCUCCUACCCUGAGCAUAUUCAGAGGUGCCUGACCCUCUCUCCAUCCCCUUGGCUUCCUUGCCUCUCUGGACACGUCCACCACCAGCUGACCUCUCUGCUCCCAGCUCCGGCCACGUCGCCAACAGCUUCCUUUGGGCCUCGGCAUCAGAACUUGAGCAAUGGCAGCUGCUUCCCCCUCUCAUUUCUACGAUCGUUGCUCAGCUGCGGUUCUCCCUCCACGAAUCUCCGGCUCCCUGUCCCAGCGUUGAAACUGGAGACGUGAUAGAAGAGGACCUCGCUUCCCCAGGACUCGCAGUUUCAACGGGAUCCUUGAGGAGAGCUCCCUCUCUGCCCAGGAGGAGGGCUCCACAGGACGGGACCGUGGCCUGGGCAAAAUCCACUGCUUUCUGCUCUUUUGACUUUUGCACAAAUGGGAGGCACUAGGGAGCUUGUGCCUUGGCGAGUUUGCCUCACCAAGAGGGUGUUGCCUUCUACACAGCUCCAUCUAGCCCAAUGUGGCCUACACGGACUGGCAGCUGUCUCUCUGGCAGAGAGACACCUUUCCUGUUGCUAGCUCCCUGAUCUUCCUAGCUGGAAAGGCCCCGGUUUGAAUCCAAGACUUAAUUCAUGUCAAACAUGGUCUCUGCUCCAGAGCUAGGCUGCCUCUCUUCAGACUGCGGAGGAAACCCUGGCUCAAUUGCAGAUGCUCUGUUUUGCUCUGCCUUUUCUCACUCCUAUAGCCUUCCCAUCACACCUGACACUCCUCCUCCUUGGACAAGCUGCCCCACGUCCUCCCUACCUUAUUUUCUUCGCUGUUAUUCUGCUAAGGAGGGACACAGGUGGCGCUGUGGUCUAAACCACUGAGCCCUGGGCUUGCCGAUCGGAAGGUUGGCGGUUCGAAUCCCCACGACGGGGUGAGCUCCUGUUGCUCGGUCCCUGCUCCUGCCAACCUAGCAGUUCGAAAGCACGUCAAAGUGCAAGUAGAUAUAUAGGUACCACUCUGGCGCGAAGGUAAAUGGUGUUUCCGUGCGCUGCUCUGGCUCACCAGAAGCGGCUUAGUCCUGCUGGCCACAUGACCCAGAAGCUGUACGCCGGCUCCCUCGGCCAAUAAAGCGAGAUGAGCGCCGCAACCCCAGAGUCGGUCACGACUGGACCUAAUGGUCAGGGGUCCCUUUACCUUUACUUAUUCCGCUAAGGCCGGUCAGCCGCCAUAAGAGAGACAAGCCCCUCCACCUCUAGCCGAGUAGAUCGCUCAAAUCACAACCAGGGUUGGCAUUUUAAAGCGAAUGAAAAGGAUGGGGUACUUGGUGGUGGUGGGUUAACAAAUAUAACGCCAGUGUUCUGUAUCCCCUGAAUAUUAUAGCCUUGGAAGGUUGCACCCCGAGUCCAGACACAGGCUCCUCCAUGCAACUCCUGCAAAAAGAUUCCUCUAUUUGCCGGAAGGAUUGCAGGGGGAGAAUUUUGGGUUUGUGCUUCUAUCAAGGACCCUGGCUGGAAAAACACAGAGCUAACUAUUAAAAAGGAACACGGGUAGCACUGUGGGUUAAACCACAGAGCCUAGGACUUGCCGAUCAGAAGGUCGGCGGUUCGAAUCCCCGCGAUGGGGUGAGCUCCCGUUGCUCGGUCCCUGCUCCUGCCAACCUAGCAGUUCGAAAGCACAUCAAAGUGCAAGUAGAUAAGUAGGUACCACUCCGGCGGGAAGGUAAACGGCCUUUCCGUGCGCUGCUCUGGUUCGCCAGAAGCAGCUUAGUCAUGCUGGUCACAUGACCCGGAAGCUGUACGCCGGCUCCCUCGGCCAAUAAAGUGAGAUUAGAGCCGCAACCCCAGAGUCGGCCACGACUGGACCUAAUGGUCAUGGGUCCCUUUACCUUUAACUAUUAAAAAUUGGACUGCUCCAACACAGACUCCUCGUAAUCCUUCUUUCAGGAUGCCUCCGUUUAAUAUUUUGUGAAUAUAUUCUUUCGAUUCUUGGGGAAUGGCUAACCCUGAUCUCAGGGGUUUUUCACGCACGUCUGCUAGAGAUAAAAGUCAUGCAAGGCCACACAAUUGAAUAUUUCCGAGGGAUGGGCCUCUCUUGGAGAUGGCUCUGAUGGGGUUCUCUGAUCUUGCCCCUGUCAAGACACUUUUUCAACAUGACCCAUGGGAAAUUGGGUAACAAAAAGAAAGAAAAACCACAAAGCAAAAACUCCUCAAGGAGAUUCCAUGCUGUUUUCAUUAAAUGAGAGGGCAAACCCUAGCAAUAAUCUGGGACACGUUUGAAGCUUUUGUCCGUGGAAACUGUAUUAGUAAAAAAUGUGGCAUUAAAAAGGAGAAAAGUAACAUUAAUGCUCAAAUUACUACAAGGAAUACUACUACGGGAGCUUGAAACAGAACAUAUGCACACAAAGGAAAAGAGUUUACUGUAAGCCUUGGGGGAAAAGGGAGAAUUGGAAUCAUUGGAAAUAUCCCAGAUACUAAACUCUCUUAUCUAGGAACUGGAUCACAUAAAUUUGGAACUUAAUACUUAGGAACAAGUAUUACCACUUUGCUACAAGAACCUCAAACGGGGAAAAGGCACUCCUUUUUAAUGCAACAUGGUUAUUCACUAUGUACAAUCGAUCGAGCAUCGAUUCUGCCCUCCAAAAAUGCACAGGGACCCUCUGGAAUGACACUCGCUUCCUGUUUUUGCACCUGUAGCGUGUAAUGGAUAUUGUAUUAGGCCUAAAACUGGAGCCACACUUUAUGGCGAGGGGAAUUACUUUUCUGUUGAUGAUGUAUUUGUAAUUGCUUAUAUCUAAAAAGUAUGUUUUAAAAAAUAAUAAUAAAUGUGGACUAACUG
Podarcis lilfordi (Lilford's wall lizard) is the source of this 55040-nucleotide messenger RNA. NCBI's taxonomy places the organism in Eukaryota, Metazoa, Chordata, Lepidosauria, Squamata, Lacertidae. The record is from the annotation of a GenBank genome assembly.